AGAUUCACAUACAAGAUGAUAGUAUAAUAUUAAAAUAGAGUAAUGGCCACUUCUCCAAGCCGCAUGAGUACAACACUUCCUGCUAACAGCAGUACAUCCCUUGCUGAAGAUGGAAGGAAAUGGUCGUCUUUAGACGCACAUCAACAAGGACCUGAACCUUUCCAAUCCAUACCUGCUCAAGAACUACUCAAAGACAGCUGUAGCAAAUGUGGAUGGAUAAGAAAAGAGGGAGGAAGUGUAAAAUCCUGUGAGUCUCUUCAUCUUGUGUCAUGCGUAAUUUAUACAAAAUUAAUUUUGGUGACUUCUUACUGUGCAUCUGUCUGUAUGAAGCCCUUCUCUCUAUAUGGCAUGUUGUCUAGAGCUUCAGGUUUCUUGAAAGCUACGGUUCCUAAUGAGUAACCCUCCCUCUCUUUUUUCCUUGAACAAAAUUGCCAAAAUUAAAGUGCACAGUAAAACAAUGGUAAUUUUUACCUAUGGUUAUAGCAUUGUAUCAUUGUGUAUUGUUUGUUCUCUCACACAAUUCUACCUUUCUAUUGGAUACUAUCACACUUAUUGGUGUGCUUCUCUUUGCCACUGCACAUAAUGUAAAGUAUUGCAGUCCCUUUGUUGUCUGAUCAGGUAAUGUAUGCAAGGAUCAUGAAGUGGAGGUUAAGUUCUAUAUUGCAUCCCAUGUACAGUUUGAAAGGCAGCUAGCCCACUUGUAGCUUGAAAGUAAUUUGUUGUUUUUGUGUUUUUUAAUAGGGCGUGACAGAUAUAUCAUCUUGCACAAAGGCUGCAUGUAUUAUUACAAUACUCCAGAUGCUAAAACUACAGCUGGUAAAUUUUCUCUCAGUGGAUACAGGUAUGUUUUAAUGAAAAACAAACUUUUCAGUCAGGAGCUCAAUAUUAAUGUGCACUUCCCACUAAGGUAAUAGAAUAUGAGCAGAAAAAUUUGCAAUAGUGGUAUAAACCUUUGAAACACCCUGUGACCUUGACAACCUCAUGCACAGAAAGUCUUGGAAGUAUAUGUUUCUUACCUACUGUAAGAAAAUAAGUCAAGCUCCAGAAUAAUUUUGGAUUUCCAAAAAUCAAUUUUGUUUAUUCAUAAAUGUGGUGGCUUUAGUUUGAAAUUUUUAUCCACAUUUCAUUUUAGAUUGUCGCCAGCACCAGAGAAAACUUCCAAAUUUCAAUGGACUUUUAAAUUAGUUCAUUUACAACCAGAAAAAAGGACUUACUACUUUGCUGCAUAUUCUGAACAAGAAAUGAAUGUAAGUACCAAGUAAAAGUGAGAAUCAAGAACUUGUUUAGUUGGUGAUCAUUUCCUUUAUUCUCAUGACCUUAACUUCUUAUUCAAGGGUGAUACUGUCAGGAGAAUUUAUGAGUCAAUCACGCCAGUGGAUUAAUGGGUUAACAAGCAAUUCAGUUAAACAUCCUCACCUUUUUCUACUUCGAAAAUACCUUGCUAGUGUUGCGUGGAGAGUCUUUUAUCCUUUGGUUUCAUGUGAUCUACAAAUUCUCCUUGUCAGCCCCUUAGGAAAUGUAUAGAGAACAGUAUGGAGAAUAUGCAUACUGAUGGAGUGUAAGGGUUAAAACCUUACUGUUACUCUUGGUUGGUGCCAUGUUAAUGUUUGUGUAUCCAGAUAUUCAACUGAAUUUGAAAAGCACUCUCCCUAAAAAUUAAUCGGAAAAUAAAGCAAGACACUUGUAAUGCAAACUACAUGUACCCAAGGAGACUUUGUUAGUGGUGAAUCCUGUCUUUGCCAUGCCCAUAAAUAAAUAAAUUGUGUUUUAAUUUGGAAAAUGAGUUCAAGAAUUGGAGCAGUGGAAAGUCUAGGGAGUGGCUGCUAGUCCUCCCCCAUAUUUGGGUAAUUGCACCCCAAACCUUAGAGUCCCUAGCCAAGAAAUGAAGUUUUAAAAAUAAAAAAAAUUUACAUUUGAUUCUGAAAGUUCUCCUCCCAUUAGCCAUAAUCCUUGAAAUAUGUUGUAUGCAUCCACCAAUAGCUGGUGUCUGCCACCUUCAGAACAGUUUCUUAUAACAGGUGUGACCAAGUUUGGCCUAGAAAAAGUUUUUAUAGCUGUUCAAUUCUUUUUGGUAGGAAUGGAUGAACAGUAUAGUAAGUGAUAUGAGAGAAUACUGUGGGACAGGAAGACAAAGCAUGUGAGUGUCUUGAAUUUAAUUGAUUUGAUAAAUGUAGUUUGUUGUUGGUGUUUAUUUAUAAACAGUUUUAUUGACAGCCAAAGUUAUUGUGCAGGUUUAUUGUUCAUAGGUAAUAAUGAUGUCCAGUAUUAUUUUGUUUUAUUUGCUAUUGAAAAUUAUUUUCUGAAUAGAUUUUGUUAAAUUAAGACAUGUUUCUUUUGAUAAGUGGGUUCAAAUGAAGCUCUUAUAGUGUAUUUCUUUUUCUUUUGUUCGUGCAGCAUUAAGCCAGGUGAUAAUGCAGAGCUGGAGUACUGUUACCCUGAAGUAGAACCUAAAUUUGACCUGGAACAAUUAGCAACAAUGUUUGAAAAUCCUCAACUAAAACCAGCAUUAGAAAUAAUGUACUGUCCACCCCCUGAAAUGGGUUCUCCACAAGUGCAAAGAAAACCCCUGCCUCCUCAGAGACCUGCAUUUCCUUCACCUAAGCUACUUCGAGGAGGGUUCACCUACACUGACAUCCUAACUCCAGUGCCAGGCCAAGGAGGUGCUUUAUUUGGGGCAGUUAGAAAAUCUCGUGAAGGGAGAAGUCUUGGUUUUCCCCGCAAGUUAAGUGAUCCUCCUGCUCUACCGGCAAGAAAGGGAAAACCAUUAGCACCGCCCAAACCACUUCCUCGGCCACCUCCUCUGACGCGGCACACCACUGAACCUAUCAUGAGGUACCCAUCGUUACCCUGUAGAGGUACUGUACACUGUCUGAACUUAUGCACAGUUAUGCAUUAUGUGUCUUUUAUUGUCUCAAUUCAUUCAAUCUUUUCAGUCAGUUGCAACCACCCUAACCACAUCUUCUUUCUCAGGAAAGGUAUGAAUCAUGCUGUCAAUGCAAGGGUGUUUGUUCAUUUAGAAUGGUUAUGACUACUGACUUAGCUUUUAUCAUGCCAUGGGUGAGAGUCACUACAACCAAAUGGAACUGUCCUGAACUUUUUAACCUUAUUUCAUUGGUAUUUUUGAUUAAACCUUUAACUCUAGUGAGUGACAAAGACAGAAUUUCUCCUUAUAAUAUCAAAUGAUACAAUUCCAAGCAGACAAGUAACAAGAAUAAAGAAAAAUAUUGAUUAGUGGAUUAUUAGUUGAUCCAAUACCAAAUUCUCCCAACUAACAUCAUAAGAAUUGCAAGGGGACAGUAAGGAGAAAAACUAAUCAGAGGUUGGGAGUUAAAGGGUUUAAAAUGUUGUUAGGUUCUUAAGAUUAAUUUUGCAUUUUUUAGGAGAUUAUCAAAAUCAAAUUUUUUAGAUAACUCUGUCACUAAUAUUGUGGUAAAUGAUUUCAUUUUGUUUAGACCAAGAAGAAGAAGAAGAAGAAGGGGAAGGUUAUUUGGACAUAGUUCCAGACACAAAUCCUGAAGAUGUCAAUGAAAAGCAACCCGCCCUGUCAAGGUCUGUCCAGUAAGAGGAAUCUUCACCUAAUAUCAUUCUCUAUCAAUGGAGUGUAAUUUGUGUGUUUGAUCAUAACAGAGGCUUACUAUAUCAUGGAGCUUUUUGUGCUGAGAAGCCACAGUUUUCUUCAUAUAGCUCUUUUUGUUAGCAAGAGGCUCAUGUUUAGUAUUAUUGGGACCUCUCACCAUGAAGACACAUUAAAUCAUUGAGUAACAGUCACUUGCAUCCAUUUGCUUGUACAUAAACCUCUCAAAAGUCUAUUUCAGUGUUAACUUGAUAUUCAGUGGGACAAGGGGGACCCUUAUUGCUCCAGGUUUUGCAUCAGCCAAUUAACAGGCAUGUAGAAAAGAAAAAAGCAAAAAUGAGGGGGAUUUUGGAAAAGGAAGGAAGAGAUUCCCAUUAUUCUAUUUUUAUUUCACUCCAAAUUUUUUACUGAAAUGCUUGGGUACUUGUACUCAUACUACUCUGGGGCAAAUAUCACCUCUGACUGGAAAGAAACCCUCCAGAUACAUAUACAUGUAUGAAAAUUUCAACACCUUCUUAUGAUUGUUAAAUUGAGAAGUUUUAUAUAUACUGUGACUUUUGUCAGAGCUGACAGUCCAGCUCAGUUGGUUUGAAAAUAAGGCAGCCUUUUUGAAUGAGUUUCCAAUAUUUUUUGUACAAACUCAUCAAGAUAAACAGAUACAUGUACCCAUUUUCACUGGUUUAGAAGUUCUAAUGAAUAACAAAUGUCUCUCUUUGUAUGGACUAGUAUGACGACUCAGUUUUGACUCAGGGCCCUAAAUGCUUCAUACAGUGCGAUUUCAGAUCAAUUUUUGACAACAGAAAAGCUUGAAAAAUUUUGCCUUUCUUAACCUGUAGUAAAGUUACACAAUUUACAGUUUCAUUUAGUGAGUUUUUGGUUCUUUCUUGUUCGUAAAUUGUUAAUUACAAUUGUAAUUUAGAAAAAAAUGGGCUUACCUUGUGAACAGUUGGUUAAUAUUUGGUACUAGUUGUUGAAGGAUAACAUUAACUAUGAAUAAAGGGGGUAAGUUUCUAAAGAAACUGUGGUGCUGCGUCGGUGUGGGAGUAUAUCGAGGUAGUUUGGUAUUAUUAACAGAGUUGAUAAUGUAAAUUGGCCACCAUAAAGAGUUUCAAAGCUCUUUACGGUAUCAUCCCAAUUGAUAAUACCAAAUUACCUUGUAACAUUAACUACGCCGCUUUUCAUUCUUAUCGUUGUUUACUCUGUUGGCUUUAGGGGAUGUCCAGAUGGACAAAGCAUUGAGCGGUAUCAUACUGAGGUGAAUAUAAAACCAUUUAUUUUGUAUGAUUUUUAGACCUUGGUUAUGACCAUACGGUAGGAUUUUAAUUGCUUUUUUUUGUACAAACUGGUUGAGUGUCGGUAAUAUUACAAAUCUUAAGUGUUUUAUUGAAUACUUUGUUGUCUUCAAAAUGCUGAAAGUACUGUGCAAUCCAACAACUCAGGAGCCUAUGGCUAAAGUAGCCUUCCCCAACCCCCCUUCCUCUGUACAAUGUGCAAGACUGUGUGUGGGAGAGGUACUGUGAGGUAGUAUUUUUUUUCCCUAAUAGUUUUACGAGGCCAGGGGCUAAUGCUAAUUAACUCGGGGCUUUAUUUUUUACCUGAAGUCCUCCAGGCUCAGCUUCUCUCAAUCCAAAGAACUUCUAAAUAUUUCAAAGCACUACAGCCACCCCAUCCAUCCCCCUCCCCAAUAUGAAGUUGUCUUUCUGAUGCAUGGUAUCAUGUCGAUAGAUUAGUCACUGACAUGUGAUUUUGUGAUUCACUAUAGUUUCACGUGUACACAAGGUUAUGUAAUACUUAUAACAUAGCGCGCGUGCUUGUCCUUUAUAAGUCCUAUUGAGCUGCUAUGAACAAAUCUUUAUUUACGCACGCCCGUGAGUAAAUAAGAUGACGUGAGCAUUUUUUUUUACCUGGCUUCAGAGUUUCCUUCCUGUUAAGCUGCCGUGCAGGUUUCCUUCUCUUUGAAAUAUGGAAGAAACCAGCGAAGAUCUGCCCAAUUUUUCUAUCGGCAUCGACCAUUUAGGUCCUGAUCCAACAAGCAACAGAAAUAAAGCCGAAAAAAACUCGCAAGUUGCACGUUUCGCAAAUUUGUCUUGAUAACUCAUAAGAUGAGUCUUUGACUUUUAAAACAUUUUUUAGGGACACGUGAGUUCAUUUGGCUUUGAUUUUCUCCAUUUUCCCCGUAAAUUUUGAGUUUUUCUCAAACAGUUAUCAGUUAACUGGCUCAAAUUUUCUCGCUCAAACCAAAGUAUAAAAUGUGGCGUGUUUUUGACCAGCCAGUAGGGACGUUUGUUUACUUUUUUUUUGUGCGUUGUGAGAAUUUUGCACUCCAUCACAAUAAAAGGCUUCUUCGCUCAGAUCCUUGUUUUCGCUCUGUUAUAAAAGAAUUUGCUCAUGCUUUUAACUGUACGUAUAUCGAGUUAUGGAUGCACUUGGGAAGUUUGGAGAGCACUCAAAAAGCUAGAGUUGCUCUCGGCUGCGCCUCGAGCUACUCUUACGUAUUUUUCGUGCUCUCCAAACUUCCCGCGUGCAUCCAUUAUUCGAUAUGCCCACGCUAAGCAUGAACAAAUUCUUAAAUUAAGCAAUUACUUUCAAGAUUUCGUUAGUAAGUUUCCUUACUGUCUGCAAUACAGUUCUCACUUUUUUGAGUUUGGAGAAUUUUGUAUUGGAUCAGCUAAAAAUCCCCUGAUUGAUGUUUUUCUUCAUUCUCAUCACUCGUCUGUUUGAUAUUUCAUUGAUAUUGUAAGGAGAAAUUUUGUAUUGGUCAUUAAUGAGAGUUAAAGGGUUAUGCAACUCUCUUCACUUUAUUGUUGCAGAUAGUUCUUCCCUCCUCGGCUGUAAAACUCGACGUGGACAAGAUGCAAGUUGGGGCGUAAGUAUAUUACUUUUGCCGUAAUAAAGAGGUUUCCUCAAGGAAGCUAGUGAAAACACUCUUAAUUAAAACUAAUAAGUACCCAUCAAUUGUUUAUGUUAUCGACAUUUACGUGCGUAUGCAGGGUUUUGAUAUUACCUACCAUGAGUAGAAGCUUUUAGGUCUCUAAAUAAAAUUUGACUCUGUUAUUUCUUUGUCCACUUUUAUUGUCUGUUUUCUUCUGCAACCGAUCAAUAUGAAUUAGUUUUAUUGGUUAUGCAAUGAAAUGUGCCUCAGGCAAAACAAUAAUGGAAUCCCGAUAAGGCGAACUCCUUCAUCGCGAAGUACAAUUUAAAAGCAAUAGGUUUAUGUAUCAGUUCAGGAGUGGAGGGUAGGGAUUUCAAGGUUUUAUAUGGUGUUACUGUAUUUGUGUUUUAACAUGUAUUUAUUUCUGACUUAUUUUCUUGUAGUCUCUUGGAAAAUAAACUCGGAGUUUACAUACUGCGUAGAAGUCAGAACGCACAGUCAGAGCGGGUAAACCCAACUUCAAAGAAUGAUUUUUAUUCAUAGUAACAAAACUCGUGUACUUCAGAGUCUGAAAAUCGUAGAUUGUUGACCUCGACUUUUCAUGUUUCGUAUAUGGUAAUAUGACUGUCAACUGUAUAAGUAACAGUUACAAACGAGCAGGCAGUUGGAGCGUAGUCGAAUGUGCUACAGAUUGAGUUUAUGGGGAAAUUAAAUAUAUAAGUGCAGUCGAGCAAAACCAUACAUCAAUAAAACAGUUCAGUCUCUCCAAUCUUGUUCAAACCAAAAACUCAACGAUGUAAUCUUUCAUCGCCUUUUCAGCAUAUUACUUUUCACACUUCACAGAGCAGUAUUUUCAGGUUCGAGGAAAAUUUGUUCUUUUUUUUAAUUUACUUCAUAAUUUUUCCUUCAAUUUAAUGCAGGCUCUGUCCGUGUGGACUGGAGAUCGAGUACGACAUUACAUGGUGUUUCAGGAUGAAGUAUGUGGUUCAUUCUUUGUCUAAUAAUUUUUUUAGUUUGUUUCCUUGUAAAUUCUUAAUCGUAUGGCAGUUUGGAUGUACAAUUCACAGUGACACCCUCACCUCUUUGUGUGGUAUUUAUUUUGCAGAAAGGCUACGCCCUUGAUCCUGAUGGCGUGCGAUGCAAAACAAUUGAGAAGCUAAUAAAACACUUUUACGACUUCACUUUACCAAGAUGUGACGUGAAACUUACAGCGCCUUAUAAAUAGAAUUGAUCAGGAUCAUGGAGUAACUAAUCAGAGUCAGCCAAAUCUUUCAUCUGUUGGUGUUGCUAAUGAAUCUUGUUGGGUGUUAUCAAACGGGUGAUAUUUUGUCUAGGUUGGACUAUAAUUUUAUACAAAAAUUAUUGCAAAUUCAGUAUUAAACGAUUCGAGGCUUUGAAAAAUAACCCCGAACUGUGGGACUUAUUCCUCAAAGCCUUAUUAUGUUGUCGAUUCCUUUACAUUGCAUUUUAAAAUGAAAUAUUUGGGCAAUUUGCAACUUGUUGAAUCGUCUUUUGUAGUUUUGUUGAUAUUUGAGGCAGAAUACGUCCUCAACUUACUUUACAUUAAGAUAGAGCCUUAUACUCCCAAAGAAGAGUAGGGAUUAAAGAGAAGUAUUUUCCCUUUGGUGAUGCUUGAAAAAAAAUUUCAUGUCUUCACGAAAUGAAAACGCCCAGUUUUCUUUUUAAUGCCAGAUCUUCUUACUAUUGAGGUAUUGAACGUAUAGAAUUUUUACAAUUUAUGAUUGUUUGUUGUUUUGCAUGGACGGUUUUUGCUACUCAUCGCAGGUGUAUGAUUUUAACUUUAUGUUUUGAAGUUAGACAAAUGUAGAAGAAGGAUUAUGAUAUUCAUAGAAUCUCAGAAAGGGGAAGAAAGAUCUGCUGACAAUUUUUGAAAAAAGUUUAUAUAAAUGCAAAACAAGGGAAUUUGAUGUCGAGAGAUUUUAUACUAGUGUGUGGGCCGGUCCCACUUUUUCUGCAUAGAAAACGCCAUUGGCAAUUUGGAACCAAUAUGCAUUGCAUGGUGUUAGAAAUAAGACUUUAUGGCCAUAUUUUACCAUGUUCUCGUUAACAUCUUGCUCAUUAUGUGGAUAGAAUGAAAGUAAUUUUUAUUGUAUUUCUUUUUAAACUAAAAACUGUACAGUAUAUAGCGAUUAAAUGAAUUUUGCAUUGAUGCGUACGGAUGGUUGAUACCAACUGUUGAUUUACAAUGAAACAAUUUUCCUUAAAGUUUAACUGCGCCAACCUUUUGGAUCAUUUACCGGAGCCAAUAAAAUCUCACAUCGUCUAUUUUUGAUCAUUUAUUUUCUGUCUUCAUAACGUGUUCGAUGAUCAUUCUCCCAAAACUGUUUUCAGAAUAUGAAUUCGUAACUAAUAUAUAAUUACUUUUUGUAAUCAGAGGAAUGUGUGGUAAGUUAUUGUAUAUUUUGAGAAUCAGCCUACUUUAAAUCUUUUUUGAAACAUUGAAAUAAAGCUAUAUUUUCCAUUUGGUAUCUCCUCCAUGUCCCUCUGUUACCUGUACUGUGGGCUGAUAUGAAUGUCUGGUAAAUGCAUUCUCAUUCAUAAUCGCAUAUUCGGACAUGACGGAAAAACUAAGUGUGAAAAGUGUCAAAAACUGACCAUGCGGCGUUAUUUUUGAUUAGUUUUCUCUAAAGACCUGUGGUUAAUGGGAGAGUAUACGAGCGUAAGCUUUACUUUUGACUGUUAUGAUAUCAAAGUGAAGUUAAGGAAGAAUGUUAAACACUCGUCAAAAACCGGCGAGGAAAAACAAAAUGAAGGGCACGCAAAUGACUAAAGAAUAAUUAUUCUAUGAAAUCAUAAAGCUAAGAUCAAAAGGUACUGAGCUGGAGCCUCAGAGUCACUCGUCAGAUGAGCGAGGGAGGCUGUAUCGCGACAAAGAUUCCUAACGGAAGAAAGGAAAGAUUUCGAUCAGUUUUCAAAAAAGUAAACAAACGAUUCAUGACUAGAACAUUCAGUUAUUUUCUCCCACUUAAUUUGUUUUAGAACUGCUACGUCUCUUAAGAAAAGCCUUCCCUGAAACCCUUAUGCGCCUUUUACUGCUGAACGAGUUUGGUGAUCUCUGCUUUAUUUUUUUAAGAAUCAAAUCUUAAAAAUUAUAUUUACGAUGAAUUCAUUUCAAUCUAUUAAUGUAGGUGGUGCAAAAGUAUGUAUCCAUACUAACAUGGUACAAAGACGACAAGAACAACAAAUUUUUGCCUGCCAAAUAAUGUAUAAUGCUGAGCUUUCCUCCUGGCUAUCCCCUUGGAAAAUGUUGAGGAAUUAGAAAAGUAGAGAGAGGUUUUCCUUGAUUCAUAGACGCAUUUUCUUUUACUGAAAUCGUAGAUUUUGCGUCACUAUCGAUGUAAGGUAAUAAUUAACUUUCCCACGAGGAAACGCUGAGAUUCGAUGUAAAUCUUUUCUCUCACCCUUAUUUUCAAAUCCAUCCUCGCCGUUUUGGAAUGAAAACGGAAAUGUACUCUUCCAAGAUUCGCUGUGCUGUGCACUGUUCUGCCUUGUCAGUCUAUGGGAAAUUAGAAAGACAACGCACGCGUCAAGGUAAUUAGGAUUUCAUCUCCUAGGAGUGGACACAACGCCACCUUCAACUGUCGCGCAGAAAACGUAUUGAUACAAGGGCGAAGGAAAAGCCUCAGACUUGAAUUAGCAACCCCUGACCUCCUCUCUUCCUCAGGCUCCUCAGGCUCCCACUUAUAUCUGGCCCCAGUCCUUUUUGUGUUUUUUCGGCUGAUUCAUUACUUGUGUUCCACUCUGAUGAAGUUGGCAAUUAGAGAUUCAUAAUCAUAAGAAUUUCUUAUCAGUAAGGCUUAUUUUAGUGACUGAAGACAUUUUCGGCGGAAAAUCGACAUAAGGAAUGGCGUGGAUAAAUAAUGGAUGUUUAUUAUGCAAUUCUUGUGGAGUCACGAACAUGCAAUCGCGAAAGCAGAAGAGUACACUGUGAACAAUGCAGGUAGGAAUAUUCGAUGGUUUAGUAGAUGAUAUUUUGUAUCACUUGUGAAUCAUUCCUCAGUCAUGAUUUAGUCAAAAACGAUUGCGUAUUCAUUCGAUCGAGAGAUUAGCAUUGAAUGUUGCUAAACGAAGCCUUGCCACAAUAUGUAGCCGGGCUUCAUUAACUCUUGGUUUGCCUUACCGCGUUGCUAUCGAAUCUGUGCCUGAACUGAACACGCAAUUGUGAAGGCGGAAGAGUACACAGCAAACAAUGGAGGUUGGAAUAUUCGAUGUAUCAGCAGAUUAUAUUUUCUACCACUUGUGAAUCAUUACUCUUCAGUGCUGAAUUCUCAGUCAAACCCGUUUGCCUACUCAUUCGAUCAAAUGGACAAUCUGCAGCCGAGCUUCGUUAACUUUGCCUUUCCGUGUUGUUAUUAAACAUGUGUCUGAACAGAACCUGACUAGAACUCGUGAUUAAUUCAAGUGCGACGAAGCCUAAUCACUGAUUCGAAAACUCAUGGUUUGAUGCCUAAUUUAAGGAAUUGUUGCAGGGCCCGUGUCAUUUGGAUCUGACUUAGAUAAUACUUUAGAAACCGACCUGUGUAACAAAACAACCAGAAAGGCGGUCAUGUGAGAUUUCGAUUUCUCUCCAUCGUAUGUGCGAAGAUUUGUUUUUCCUAGGACCUCUCGAACGUUCGGCGAAAUUCAGAGUCAUUCAAAGUCAAUUAAAGAAUUGGUUCUUGCCAAGAAUCGAGUUAUGGAUGCACAUAGGAAGUUUGGAGAGCGCGAUAGAAGCAAAGCGAAAAAUGUACGAAUUUCUUGCGUUUACGAGACCCGCGUGGUUGACUCACCGAAGGUUAUUACAAUUUACGAGCGGAAAAUUGCGAAUUUCUGAAAAUUGUACGAUUUAAACCAAAAUCUUCUAUUGAAAACUCUUUUUGGACAUGUUAACACUUAAAAAAUUAUUGCUACCGUUCUCGAGAAUUUUACCCUACGUCGCAAAGCCUCACUUGAAGUCAUGAAGAUCACUUUGUUUAUUUCCAGCCAUAAUUCGCAUAGCGUGCGGAAAUGAACUCAAAAGCUAACUCUGUCGCUUGAAAGAAAUACAUUUCCAUUAUUUUUCGAAAUAAGUAUUGUUUAGCAUAUUUACACUUGAUUUUGAGCUCCCAAAGUUCUAUCACAAUCGGGAUGGAAGAGAAAAACAAAGUCAAAAAGUUUUGAAGCGCGGCUAAACUGUACGGGAAGUUGCAGCUGAAUGCACCCGCCGUGUUAUGAAUGCACGGCCGUGCGUGCAUGAGGAUUUUUAACAUGGUAACACCUUAAGAAUGUCAGGUAGCAAUUGUUCGCCCGCGAUCUGUUAUAAUAUUUAUUUAUUGGUUUAGAAGUAUUAUUCGGAAAACACGAACAGCCUCUGCAACAUUGGUUUACGGAAAAUUUUGAUUGGAAGCGUCUCUUGGGGUAUUGUUGACUGUUAUCAUGCUCCUAUUUAUAUGAGUACACCCCGUGGUUUCUUUGUAAACUAGACUGACUCUUGGUAAUUCAUCUGCUUCUUGAGUCAAAAGUUCGACGACGGGGUUUCUAUAGGUGAUUUGUUCUGGAACUAAACUAAAACCCCCUUUCUUUCUAGCGUAGAAUCGUCGCUCGAGUCCACAGAUAAUAAUGGCGAAAAGGAAUUUUCGCCGAUUUCUGCUCGAAGCCCUUCCUCUUCAACCACGCAUGACACAUUGCUAUUUAAAACAGGGAGAUAAGAAUACAAAAUCCUACUGAUUGCAGUACAGAAAUUAAUUACAGUUCACCAGGCUAGAGGGACAUUUAUUUUUAUUUGGUCUUCAUAACAAUAAAACACAGAACAUGGUGAAUGAUCAUUAAGGGAUUUCAGAUUGCAGAGGUAAAAAUAUUAAAAAAUAUAUCUUGCAUAUAAUGCAAAUUAUUUUUUUCUGAAGUGUAUGAUUGCUUGUGAGCAGCUAUAGAAGUGUAGGGGCCCAACUCUAAAAUAACACGUGUUCUUCAGGAUGCAUGUGUCAAGGGGGAAUGUAUGAUUCGUAGUAAUGCAUUUACGCAGAAGAUGUUUGUUAAACAAUUACUUUGCACGCUGAGUCUUAUAAACUAGACAUUCUUUUAAAUCGGGUCACUGAUAUAAAAAAAGUCCGGUGAAAUAUUUUUAACAGCUUUUAUUAUAUUUCAAGAGGGGAAAAUCAUCAAACUACGCACAUAUGCUAAAUGAAGAGGACAAUAACAAUUACAGCAGACAGUGCCCAGGACCCAAAAGGCUUGGAGUUACUUUCCUGGCAUCAGAAUGGGGAUCAAGCAAAGGAGGCCUCUCCACCUUAAACAGGGAAUUGGCAAUAAACAUCGCAAAGGACCCAAGAAUUAAGGUCAGUUACUUUGUUCCAAGUUGCAAUGACGAGGACAAGACAGCAGCUCAUAGUCAUAAAAUAGAACUUAUAAAGGCAGCAAGGCGGCCCGGCUUAGAUGAGCUGGAAUGGCUUAACUUUCCACCAAAGGAUUUGCAAAUUGACGUAGUAGUUGGACAUGGUGUUAAACUUGGCCAUCAGGCACAAAUUAUCAGGGAGUCCCACGAAUGUAAAUGGAUUCAGGUUGUCCAUACAGACCCUGAGGAACUAGGGAUAUAUAAAGAAUAUCCCAAUCCAAUUUCGAAUGCUCAGAAAAAGCAUAAAACAGAGGUAGAACUUUGCGAACUAGCUGACUUCGUUGUACCAGUUGGCCCCAAAUUGUACAAAGCGUUUCAUUCUUAUCUCGCCUCGUGUAAGAAAGAGCAAUGUUUCUUCCAAUUUACUCCUGGAAUUCUAACAGAAUUCUCUGAAUUGAAACAAAGUCCAGAAAAACGAGAAGUUUGUAAAGUAUUGUGUUUUGGUCGUGGAGAUUCGGAGGACUUUAAAUUAAAAGGAUUCGAUAUAGCAGCUCGAGCUGUGGCUAAGCUGAGUCAUUGUAUUCUGUUAUUUGUUGGUGCUGCGGAGGACAAACUCGAAGAGACACGAACACGUUUCCUCGAUUUUGAUAUCCCUCCCAAUCAGCUAAAGGUGCGAGCGUUUUUGGAUAGCCGGGAAGAUUUGGAAAAGGUAUUUUGCGAAGCAGACCUUGUUGUUAUGCCCUCGAGAACUGAAGGCUUUGGUUUAACGGGUCUUGAGGCCUUGUCAGCCGGUCUGCCUAUUCUUGUGAGUCGAAAAUCAGGAUUUGCAGAAGCUUUGUUGGAAAUACCAUUUGGCCGGCAUUUUGUGGUUGAUUCAGAUGAUCAAGAUCAGUGGGCCAAAGCAAUUGGGGACGUCUGCAACAACGACAGAAGCAGACGACUUGAAGAGUGUGAAACACUGCGAGACUCCUACCAGAAAAAGUACAGUUGGAAAAAACAGUGUGAAUCUCUCAUUGACAAAAUGAUCAGCAUCACUCUUAACGGUAUGGAUGUAAGCUUAGCUGAGAUGAUCCAAUGCUAUGCCAAAAGGCAUUCCGGCGCACUGUGGUCAUAAGUCUCCCAAUUAGUUUAACCAAAACAGCCAGGAAUAUUUUAAUUAACUUUGAGGCAUCUUUCUCCUUUCCCUAUAAAAAUUUAAAGACCAUUUAUACUCUUGGGUAGAGAUAGCCAUUAUCAGGGUUAAUUUUCCCUAACAAAAAAGUAACACACUGCAAUGUGAAAGAUUGAUUUGUGGCACAUAGAGAUGUAUGAAACCUUUAUGGGCUCGUUUAGCAAAUUAUUUGUCAGCGGCCACUUAAACCCCAAACCUCUAAAUCGUUGCAUAGCUAAUAAAAUAAUUAAAAUGUCGCAUAUUCUUCAAAUAGACAAACCCGAAGAUUGUGGGUGUGCAUCAGAAAAGUCCACAUUGCCUCACCAGACGGAAGUCAGUAACGGCCUUUGUUCAGGUACCAUACUCUUUAAGUGCCCCAUUUUUGAAAACUAUAAAUACAUAAUAAUUAUAAUAACAAUAAUGAUGAUAGUAAUAAAAUACUUGUAAUAACUCAUACUCUGGAGACUGGUAUCUAGUAUUAAAUUCUGACUUAUCAGAUUGAAGCAUUGAAGUGUCGAAGAGAGAAAUUGGGGAAAUUGAUUAAAUUUUGGUUCGAAGAGUGGCACUGAAAUUUUACUCCAAAUUCAUAUCACUGAUAUACCAGCAAAAUCCCUCUUCAACCAAAUAAUUAUUGGUCCGAUUUCACAUACACGUUUGUUAUACAAUACCAUCGGUACGCCGUGUAUUCCAUGUAAUAUAAAGAGUAAAAUUUCAGAAUUUUCCACGGGAAUGCCCAGUGGUUCUAAUUUAUCCUAUGCCACAUAUUACCGGAGAUUAUCGAAUGAUCUCAAUGGUUUCUUCAAAAGGGUUAGUACAAAGUAAUAAAUAAAAUGGAUAUGUUCAAAAUUAUAAAAGUACAACCGUUUGGUUGUAAAAUUCUCGCAAUUUCUUUCUCUGUCGUUACCUUUCAUUUCUUUUCUUGUUGCCUUUAAACGUCUUUGUGUCGCAGGAAUUCCAGACUUUCGAUAGGUAAUAAGUAGGUCUCUAUUCUCUUUCGUCUGCUUUCCUCAGUUCUUUAUGGGUAGAGUCUGGCAACAGAGAAAUAAUAUUUGAUGCGGAGGUGCCAUUCUCUGUUCACUAAUAAUUUUAGACUUUCGAUAGGUAAUGAGUAGGUCUCUAUUCUCUUUCGUCUGCUUUCCUCAGUUCUUUAUGGGUAGAGUCUGGCAACAGAGAAAUAGUAUUUGAUGCGGAGGUGCCAUUCUCUGUUCACUAAUAAUUUUCUGUUAUUUGUUUUCUAUAAAAUAUGUAGUGUGCCACAGCCUCCCGGCGAGUCCGCUUUUCAUAAUUUAUUUAAAAGGAAAGUGAUAUUUUUUUAAGUAGCAACGUUCUAAUUGUGUUUUCGCCUGGCUUUUUGGAAGUCAGUGCACAUUUAGCUCCAGGUAGAUUGCCCAUCCACAUAAGACUUAGAUGCGCUACAUUUCAAGAGGCAGAGAGCAAAGAUGCUGCGCAACAAGAAGAAGCCAAACAUCUCCUGAUGUGUGAGAUGACAAAACACUUUCUCGAGAUACAUGCAGCUAAAGUCCCUUCUGAAAAAUUCAAUCAGUCUCUCUCUUACUACCUACAAGGAGUACACGACACGAUAAUAAGAGAAGCAGGCGAGGGGAGCUUGCGAAUUGUAGUCGAAUGUAGGACAUUGGAAAUUCUUGAGCGUCUGUGGGAUGACUAUAAUUCCGGUCACCUGAAUGAAGUAGCGGAAGAACGCCUUUUAACGGAUGAGAUAAAGAAAAAAUAUGAAGUGGAAUCAAUAGAACUGGAAACGACCAUUACUAUGGAGAACUACCUGGCUUGCAAACUGUCAUUGACAGGUACUUCAUCUUAUAGUUAAAACUCCCCAAGAAGACAGGUUUUAAGGUUUAAUGCACUUAGGGCUUAGGAAAAUGACUGUCAAAAAGAGGGUAAUCAGUGUAAUACGGCACAGCGCUUCUGAAUGGCGGGUGGGAUUGUUAUCUGUAUAUAAAUUUUUUGUUUGUUACUAUCUUGCCAGCAAAACAAACCAACCUGUCAAUAGGAACGUGAGAAAUCUUACGAGCAAAGCAGUUAGUUCAAUGGAAAGUAAGGGAUCGAGCAAAAUGGCCUUGGUGCAACUUUAAACUGAAAAAAAUAAUCUCACCAAAAUUUUUCAAAGCUCAUCCUUUACGGGUGCACCCUUAUUUACCAUCUAAUACUCCGGUACAUUGUUACCAGAAAAAAAAUAUUAUCAUGUAUACCCAUGGAUACUCAAAAUCAACGAUUUUAUCACAGUUCUACCGACAUUUAUCUGUCUGAAACGAACAAAAAAGACAAAACAAAAAGCAGACGAACGAGGCGACAGAAAUAAAACAGAAAAAAAUGAAGAUGAAUUAAAAACUUAGGAAUGGUUAUUAAACGAGAACAAAGUUGCUGUUUUUGUAUACUUGAUGAGGAAGUUUUAACCCUUAGUAAUUCUCCUUACUACCAUACAAUUCUUUGAUGUUUUCAGAGAAAAAAUUAAAUAAUUGAUAGAUUCUCAUUCCCUGCUUGAUAUUGUAUUCAAUUGUAAGGGAAAAUGUCUUGGUCACUUGUGGGAGUUUUAAGAAAUGAGUUUCUUGCCCUCUGGGAGAGGUCCGCUAAAGUAGGAAAUGUCUCAGUUUGAGUUUUGCGAAAUGAACUUGCCUUCUGGUCAAGAUUCGGGGGUUGAGGUUCCCGAGUCGCGAGUAGAGGUCGCGAGUAAAGUUUCCUCAAAAUUAUCAGACCCAAAUAUGAAGCUCAAAUCGUUCACCGAAAAAAAAGCAAAAAAGUAUAAAAAAAAAAUCGAGGAUCAGCAUUACCAUGUCCUUGGGAGUGUCCAUAAUUGUAAGAUUUCCCAAAAAUAUCGUUGUUAAGGGAGGAGAAAUAUAUUAUAGUUUCAUGUUAUGUUACGGUUUCAUGUUAAUUCUUGCUGUUGUUAUUUUCUUUGACGCCAUCGACUAGAUCUGAAUCGUGAUUCAACAGUUGCAGAAAAUCUAACUGACCGAGCGAAUGGACAAGCUUUAGUCGCUCAGGACGAAGAACAACGUGAACUCUCCACAGUGCACUUUGCGUUAAAUUGUAAGUGAAAACAUCAACAAUUCAAAUAUACAUAUAAUUAUAGAAUUUUUCUUUGGGCGCUCAUCUAAAAUGAUAGCAUAGCAUCUAUUAGAAAUCAUUAAAAAUUUUCAUUUCAUGUAAAGGUUUUGACAAUUUUAUGGUAGAUUCAUGUUUGAAUAGAACUUAUAGUUCUAAAAUGAGCUUGUUUAACUCUAACAAAAACCUGCUCUUCUUUAUUGUACGGCAAACUAUGAGUGAUGAUUAUUAAUUGUGUAUUUUAGUUUAAUUGUGCAGUAAUUAAAAACUGAAAGCCGAAAGGAUAUUGAUUCUUUUUCCGAAGGUUAUGAUUUGCAUGAAUCUUAAGAUAGGAAUGUUGAUUUUCUUUUCACAUACAUCGCCCUUUGAUAACAACGUAGACAACGAUUUUUCAGCAAGCCCAAAUGAAUUACAUACAAAUCAAGAGAAAGGAAGCCUGCGUCUGGUGUCUGAAAUGUUAUCUGAGGAAAAGACUUCUCAAAGUUCUUUUAUGGAACUACCCCACCUACCAGAACCAACAAAAGAGCGUGACAACAGUUUACGAUUUUCCGUCGAAUGUCGGGAUCUGGAAAGUCUUGAAUGUCUGUGGUCUGACUAUCGCUCCGGUCGUCUAGAUUGGAUUGCCGAAAAAUUUCUUCUGACAGAUGACAUCAAAAAGAGAUUUCAUGUGGAGUCUGUCACUUUAGAAACAAGCAUACUGGAAGAGGACUAUUUGGCGUGUAAAAAGCAUCUUUUAAAAAAUUCUCGUAAGUUGGUAACAAUACUUGCUAAAGGGAUAUUUGAAGUCCUGGGUCAAGGUGUACGAAGACCGAUUAGCGCUAACCCAUGAUCAAAUUUUAAUCCGAGUUCCUUUGUUCCUUUGUUCAAAAGCCCUUUUAGAACAUUUUUUUUCUAUUCUUCUUAGAGCGUCCAAUCAUCAAAUUGGUUAUUCUGAAUUUCCUAUUAAAACUUUCCGAUCUGAAAUUAGAUUUCACACUAAUCCUGGGUUAUCUUAAUCCACUUAAGAUGUCUUAGUAUGUAAUUGCUUACUUUAUUUCUCACGCAAUUCCUCAGAAAACAGCGGAAACUCGCUUAUGGGAGAUGGUGAUGACACUGAAAUCCUGGUUACUGAAAGGGCUAUUCAAACAGCAAACACCGAUGAUCUUGGUAUUCAAACAUCCAUAGGAGCUGUUUCCCAACUGGUUGAUCAAGGCAAGAAAGUUAUACCAGUCGAAGGAAAAAAUGAGACUACAAAAGAACAACAGAUAAUUGCAGGAAAAAUUAUAGGUACAAAUGAUUUAACCACUUACAACGUUAUUUUUAUUAUUAUUCUCAAUUAUCAUCGUCAUUAUUUCAUAAAAAUAACAAUGGUAUGGGACUAACUAACAAAAUUUAGAUAUCGAUACCAUGUCCCAUUCAAUUGUCCUACUCGUUUCGUUGAGUGGAAUUUGCUUUAGAGAUAAGUUAAACAAGUUUACUUUAUUACUCACGCAAUUCCUCAGAAAACAACGGCAACUCGCUGAUGGGAGAUGGUGAUGACACUGAAAUCCUGGUUACUGAAGGGGUUUUUCAAACAGCAAACACCGGUGAUGUUGGUAUUCAAACAUCUACAGAAGCGAUAUCCCAACUGCCUGAUCAAAUCAAGGCUGUUAUAUUAGUCGAGGAAAAAAAAUGAUACUAUAGAAGAACAAGAGAUAAUUGCAGGAAUAUCGCUUCCAGAUCUUCUAUCCUCUAAUGUUUUGAACCUUUUUGUCCAUUUCCCGAAUAUUUACCCUCCACAAGAAUGGCUCGCUAUGUUUCCAUGUAUCUGUAUUAUGAUAUAAAACAAUACUAAAGGAGAUUACAUCGGAAGACUUGGUAAAUUUUUCUCUUUUGGUUCAUCUUCUUAGGGCGUGAAAGAUAUACCCCCUUAGACAGUGGGUACUUAAGUUAUCACAGGAGGAACCUAAAAACUAAAAUUGGAAGUGGCUGCGUUAUUCCCGAAACAAACAGGUAUGAAGCGUGGUUAAGCUUUCAGUCCAGAGCUUGAAUCCAAGUUCCUUGCUCAGAUUCAAAUAUUUUGCAAGAUAGAAUUUGAAAUUAAAAAAAACCGGUCAAAAUUACGUCGCUUGAGACAAGACUAGAGAUCCACCCCGCUUGUAAAAAAGGUCAAAACUCUGUGGCCACUAUUAAAACUGGAACGACACUUUCGAAACUACUGUCAUUCAAGUGAAAGAUGUAAGAUGUAAGGAAAUACUAGAAAUACCGUUUAACAAGGUGGAAAAGCACGUGAGUGACGUCAAUAACUCGACAAUUUCUUGUUAGUAAUUUUCUGUUCAUAAAAGCUUGUGAUGAGGUUUGAUGAAGUCAUUGUUAUUUUUUGAGGUUUUUUGAGGUUUCGCUCCGCAGUUAUUCACAUAGACUAUAUACCGCGAUACCACGGUGUAUGAAGAGGAGAAGAAGACUAUUACCACAACCUCAUGCAGGUACGUGCUCUGUUACUACUGCCCUGCCUCUUUACGCAAGCUUAUCGACAACAGAAGGUAUAUGAAUGCCUAAGGUGUCUGAUUGUUGUUUUCCUUUCAAUUAGAUUAAAUAAACAAAUAGAUGGAUAUAGAUUGCUCGUCUGCAGUGCAUCUUAAAUUUCUUCAUUCUUUGUGAUUCUAGCUACGUUGCUUGUCUCAGGAGAGGUUAAUCUAACAAAGAUAUGGUUAAUUAGCGCAUAAAAAUACUUUUUGAAUACCUAGAUUAUCUUCCAACAUUCUAUCUGACAAGAGGGCACUCUUCUGAAAUUUGAUGACAAGAUUUAGUACAGUUCUUGGGACUUCACACCCUCGUUUACGAGAUUACACCUGUAAUAUUAAUGAGGUCAAAAAAAAGGGGAAAAUAAUUUUACAAAGUUUCUAACUCACAGUUUGAGUUCAAAGAAAGUCCUAUCUAGAGCUGUUCUCAGCUAUCUAGGCCUUUCGUAAAUUUAAGGCUACCAACAACUUAUCAGGACGGGAAGCUGGAGCCCAAUUCAGUUAACUAUUCUACCUCGCUGAGUCGAAAUUGGGUCCUUUUGUAAUAGAGGCACUGACAGAUAUCAACUUUAAUUAUCAUGGUAAAUGAUCUUUUUUAACAGGGCAAGAAGAAGAAGAAUUUAUCAGGUCCCAUGUCCGUUGUAAUAGACAUUUAGCGAGGUAUGUUCGUUACUAUAGGACCCGUAUAAGGGUUGCCUUUUCCGUUAAUCCUUUAGGCAAGCUUAUUCAUAAAAAAGAAACUCCAAUGUGUAAUGGUAUUACCCUUAGUGCUUGGCAAAAAAUUUUUAAGCAAUAGAGCUAACUGAAAAAAAUUUGGAAGUAGGUUUUUAAUUUGAAUCUCUUAAAAGUAGCCAAUCCUACUAUUGAUUUUAGUUGAUUUUUGUAAACUCUUCUCAGCGGCGUGAACACCCGUUGCAUCGAAGAUAUCCGUCUAUUUGUGAAUAACUAUUCUGAUGUGAACUUGUUUCUGACUGUUUAGUUACAGUUCUGGUAUGCAUGACAAACUUUUUCUCACAAAGAGCUGCAUAUCACGACGGAAAGAACUGACAUUGAUAAUGAAAGCAAUACUACGAAAACUAAGUGGUCAAAUAGAGGCAGUUGCCAUUUCAGGACAUGUCUGAGUGUUUUUUUCUCCGUAAUUGUUACAAGUUCCCUCUUUUCCUCCCUACAAAUUGAAAUGUUUCUUUUUGACAAAUACAUAAUGAAUUUUCAUGAACACGCGUGUUCUUGCUCUGAUUCAAACGCUUUACUUGGCGAGUAUAUUUACAUUAUUGGCAAAGCGUGUGGUCAGGAUGGCUGGGUAUUGACCAAGGUCUUUUUUUAAGGACCGAAAAGAAGUCGAGGUCAAUAAAAACGCAAAAAGGAAGAGGCCAAUAUCUAACCAUCUUAACCAAACCAGCUUGGUUAAUAAACGAUUUAGUAAAUAGCAAAAAGAUAAAGCUUUAUUAAGAAUCAAGAAUGACUUAUUUCGAGUGCCAGGAAGGAAAGCCAACUGUGUUUGUAGCACAAUACAUAAACCCUUGAGAUUCGUGUAUGUUUUCUUUAUCUUCACUUCCUUUCGCCGCCUUUUGCAUCUCAGAACAAUUUUUAUAUUGCGCUUGGUGAAAGUAGUUAAUCUUGAGCGGGCAAGAUGGGUCCAUCUUUCCUACUCGAGUAGCCAAUCAGACACAGGUUUCGCUUCAUAUUGCUCACGCGCGCUGCCAGCGAUAUGAUAAACUAAAUCACUAUGAAACGCAAGCCUCUUUACUCUCAAGAACAUAUGUUAAAUUAGGUAUGCUGUAAAUGGUUUAAAGAACAUUGUGGUUCUCAAUUACAAAGGUCCGUGUAGUGUAUUUGCAUGUUAACCAAAAGUAAAAAUCGAAUUCUAACGUUGUAUAACAAGCUAAUACCAUCAUUUUGGUUUGGUUUGCAUUUAUUAAUCAUGUCUGUCUGUAUGUUUGUUGUUUUAUUUAAUCGUAGAAUCGUACCUCCGGUUCAUCAUUCCGAGCAGAUAUUGAAUAGAGAUAAAGAUUCCGCUGCCAGGAUACAAGGUGAAGCUUAUCACAACUAUAAAUUUUAAUUGAUGUUUAGGCGAAGAAUUAUGAGAAUCGCCUCUUCUACCUAGCGUGUACUAUAAUGGGAUCACGAGAAUUAAUCAUAAGUUGCAUGGCGAGCGAUGUCCGGUCAACGUCUGAGGUCUGAAUCAGAUGCGUCUUUCAUAGAAAUAUGACCCUGGAAGAGGUUGCAACGUUUUGAAAAUUGAUAACGGUUCGAGGAAUGUGAAAUUUUUUACAACCAAAUUGAGGGACUUUACUUGUUACGGAGGAUGUUCGGGCAAUAAGAAGCAAGACGACUAGCAUCGCGAUCCACAUUGGAGCCGACUACAUCGUGAGACAAACGAUUAUAUUUUAAUGCAAGUUAUUUUGUUUGGAGUUACACUCAGCUAACACGUAGACUCUUUUUUAACAUCAUUUAAUCAAUAUCUUGUUCGCCCCUCUUGGCAAAUAUAAUAGAAAAUAGAAAAUGUGAGCUUCUUUAUAUUCUUUUAACCUUAACGAUGUAUGAUUUAUGCAAGAUCUACGAGAAGGCAAAGGUUUCUCUGAUGACUUUGACCCCCCUGAAAGUCCACCCUCUAAAGAUGGCCCAAAACGAAGGUAAAAAGUCUACUUUGUCAACAGCUCAUCGGUAAAACAUACCAUACAUAGCAAGAAAAAUUUAUGCAGAAGAUUGCUUUCUGUUUGGCCAUUCAAAUACCCUGAAGCAUUCUUUAAAGUGCUCUGUUUGGUUAAAUUCAGUGUGGCUUUUAGAGUAAACCCACUGCCGACGCUACAGUGGAUAACCAGGUGGCUGUUCAGAAAACACUAUGCUACCCCGAAUAUCACGAUGAUGAUAAUCAAUAAAUAGUCCUAGUACUAUUUACACCGUUAGGUUUGAAUCUUAUUUCCUCCUCCUCCUCCUUCCUAACAAUCUUUGUUAGCCGGAUCAUGUUUAAAGAGAAAAUAAAAUUAAGAAACAGUCGAAGGGAGGAAUGGCUAGAAAACUCACGACUGCUUAUGGCAAGGAGACAAAGGUAAAAAAGUUUACUUUGUCAGCAGCUCAUCGGUAAAACAUGGCAUACACAGCAAGAAAAAUUUCUGUCUGCUGAGGGUUGUUUUCUGUUUAGCCAGUAAAAUACCCUGAAGCAUUCUUUAAAGUGCUCUGUUUGGUUAAAAUCAGUGUGGCUUUUAGAGUAGACCCACUGCCGACGCUUCGGUGGAUAACCAAGUAGCUGGUCGGAGGACGCCAUGCUACCCCGACUAUCACGAUGAUGAUAAUCAAUAAAUAGUAUUAACUCUAUCUUCACCAUUAGGUUUGGAUCUUAUUUCCUCUAUUUCUCAUCUUUGUUAGCUCGAGGAGGUUUGAACGGAGAAUAAUUGUAAGAGGGAGGCCAAUGGAGGCAUCGCUAGGAAAAACACAAGAGUCAGUGUCCAUUCCUAGAUUUAAAGGUACACUCAGUCAAACAUACUUGGUUAACGAUUUUAUUAAUUUAAUUUCCUCGAGACAUAUCAUUUCCUAGAAGUAAAGCCAAAUCAACAUGAUCAAUGCCAUAUACUUCUUACCUCGAAAUUUUUUAAAAAUUUUCUUUUUUCCCAAAAAAAAAGAGAAAAAACACAGGCAACGCUAAAAUGUUCUCAAUCUUGUACAAAUAACCAAUACACACAGUUUUUGUUAAAAAUUUUCAAUUAAAUUGUGUGACCUUUGCUUUUUUGUGGGGGGAAGGGUGGGGGAAGUGUGGUGGAGGGGGUUGGGGUCUCGCGAAUCCUCCAAACUCUUUCCCAUAGAUCCGCUGCUGUCGUUGCAGCCUCUGCUAUGCAUAACCAUCUUCGAUGUUCGUUCUAAAUGAACCGCAAAUAGAAGUUUUACUAGGGUGUAUGAAGAGACAUUUUUAUCACUAGAAAUCCCAAAUUCGUAUCUCUUAUGGUGGAGGCUCGAGCGAUAAGAAGAUAGAAGACUAGUAGCAUGCAGUCGAAACAUCGUGAUCUAUAUAGGAACCGACUACAUCAUGAGACAAACGACUAUAUUUCAAUAUAAAAGUAGAGGCGUGUAAUGGGCCCCGUAUAUUAUUUGGAGUCAACUCGGGUAACACGUUAGCCCUUUUUUAGCAUCAUGUAAUCAAUAUCUUGUUAGCGCCUCGUGAUUAAUAUAAUAGAAAAUAAAGAAUGUGAGCUUCUUUAUAUUACUUUAACCUUAACGAUGUAUGAUUUAUUCAAAAGGUCUACAAGAAGCCAAAGUUCCUUCUGACAUUUUCGACACUCAUAAAGGUCGACUAUGGUCUAAAGAUGGCAAAGACGAAGACAAAAAGUCCAAAUUGUCCACCGCUCAUCGGUAUGAUAAAUUAAAUCACUAUGAAACGCAAGCCUCUACCUACAAGUACAUAUGUUAAAUUAGGUAUUCUGUAGAUGGUUGAAAGAACGUUAUGAUUCUUAAUCCAAAAGGUCCAUGAAAAUUAGGACUCAUUUUAUAUAAGACCAGCGUGCGUAUUGUAGCGGCUUUCCAUACAUCGUGCAGUUGCAAGAAAGUAACCGCGACUAGAAAGUUUGACGUUGAUCGAAUGAUUAAUAAUUGCAUUUAUUAAUCGUGUCUGUCUGUAUGUUUGUUGUUUUAUUUAAUCAUAGUUUGAAGCCUGACUCUUCAAUAUCUACUUGGAAUGAUGUACCAGAUAAUGAAUUUGCAGCUAGGAUGCAAGGUGAAGUUUUUUCAAUCUUCUCUCUUAGAAAUUUCAAAGCUAAUCACAACGGUAAAUUUUAAUUGAUGUUUAGGCGAAGAGUUAAGAGAAUCGCUUCUUUUACCCAGCGUGUACAAUAAUGGGGAUCACGAGAAAUAAACAUACCAUCUUCGAUGUUCGUUCUAAAGGAACCGCAAACAGAAGAUUUCUUAAGGUGUAAGAAGAGACACUUAAAAACUAGAAGUACUUAUUCUUAAGACCCUGGCUAGAGCUACAUUUUAACAACUAGGAAACUACCGCCUUAUCAAUAUUAUGAAGUUAAAUGAAGAUUUGAAGAUAAAGAGAAGCAUUGUCUGCGCUCACAUCGAGGAGCUCUGGUCAAGAAAAACAUCCGUUUAAAGCCGUAAGACCCAUAGGAAAUGUACUUAGGAUUUUGAGAAAACAGAACAGUUGUUCGAACUCCUAAUCAUGAAAUGACAAACUCAAGUCUAAGCUAACAAUUGAGAGAUAAAAAGACAGAUGAAUCGAGACAUUUGUGUAAUAAGAUAGUUGGUGAGUUUGGAGGUUGGUUUGCAGAUUGUUUAAGUGUUAUCCUCGCCGUACUAAUAUCAACUCAAACUGAUGUAGAGUACUGUGUGCUCAAGAGUAUGAGGGUCAAACUAAUAUCUGCGCAUUUGAAUUAUAAUCGAAAGAAGGAAGAACUUGGUUUCUUUUUUCCUCUGAAAGAAGUAGGACCGGACAGUUUUUUAAAAUGACAAUUUCCUUGACAUAACAGGAGGUCCAAAUGGUUCCAUUUUGGUAAAUUUUCUAAGAGUACGGCCUCGGGCCUCAGUAUGAUGAUGACUGCUAAAUAUCAACCUGUCCGAUGGCAGGUGUGGGCUGCAAUUUUGGAGAGAUAAAAAUUAUACAAAGUGGAACCCAAAUCAAUCAACCAUACUACCUUGUUGAAUCGAAAUGAUUUUGGUCCUUUCAUAACAGUUGGAGUGUUUAAACAAGAGGAGGACAGUUGAGAUGUGUCAGGCCGAGGAAAAGAGUUUACCCCAGCAGGGUCUGUUUAUUAUUUUCAGAGUCACUUCUUCUGUGAAUACUUUAAUAAAGUGUAAUCGUAGUCAAGAAGGAAAAGGAAAGGGACGAGUUGAUUUCUAUAGAGGAAUCUCUCUUAUACAACUUGGAAAAAAUAUUCAACACAGAGAUCAAUUGCAAAUGAUUCGAAAUAGGUAGGAGAGUUUUCAAAUAGUCAGAAUAUUUUCAGUGGUGUGCUUUUGAUUGGUGGUCUAUUACUUCCGACAAUGACGUCCGUGUAAAUACUCUGAUUCAAAAUUGAAUUUGACUAUUGGUCGCACUUCUGAUCUGCGGGGGCAUUAAAGUGUGACGGGGGGAAUUGCUGUUGGCGAAGUUGCUUUCGGAACCGUUGGCCAAAUUCAUUGUAAAAUCUUACUUAGCAGCUAACAUGGUUGGGGAAUCAGCGUACGAUGAAGGAUAUUAGAUGUACGUAAUCAUGUAUUUAGAGGGAUGCUUUUCUUUAAUAGAGUAUCAUGGUGAUGGGAUGAAGUGAAAUCUAAAAGAUACUAACACUAUUUAAAAAAUUGAGUGCUCGAGUUAAUGCAGUUGCCAAAUAGGAAAAUGUUUGAGGGUUAUCAAAAUUGCAUAGAACGUUUUAGUUGUGUUUCAAGUGAGCACUUUCCUAAUAGGGCUGGUAAAUUAUGAACCAGCUAGUAUCAUUAUUUGGUUUGUGAUGUUUGUUUCUGAAUUUUGGCUUUUUAUUAUUUUAGGUCCAAGCAAGGGUUCUAACUGAGUUUGAGUUUGAAGCUAUUUCUGACCGCGACCAUGAUCCUUGUUCUGAAGUCAAGUACAUUAAGACAUCCUGUUUGAGUCCCGGUAGGGACUCAACUUAGAAUUUCAAACGGUCGGAGAGUUAAAGAAAACAAAAUAUACAAUUGAACACUUCGCUGAAAAUUCAGAGAAUAAAAGGCAGAUUCAAAAGAUAUUUAGAAGCUACCAGGAAAAAUGUGAGAGGACUGUAUUUCUGUACUUACGAUGACCACGCAGUCCAACGUCAGUCUAUAUUGAAUGAGAAUAGGAAGGACUGCAGAGUGCAAAGUCAAGCCAAAAAAUCAAAGAGAUAUUUGUACAGAUGUAAUUUUCUUGAAUGUCUUUGAAAGAAAUGCAACCCGAUAACCUAUUUUUAAAAAUUUUGCAUCGAUGCAACCACUGAUUUUGUAAGAUGAUUCUCUAAUUUAAAGAACAAAUUAAAUGUAGUGAUGGCACAAAUGCCAUGCAAGGGUACAAAUUGGUGUCUUUUGUUUUUCAAGUGAAAUGAUAUAAAUAUGACACUUCGAGGAACAGUGAUCCAGCGCGCAGAGCAAACUUCAUUAUUUUGAUCUUUUAAAAGAGAAAAUAAGCGAUCACCCUUUUCCUGAAAAGGUUUUCUAUAAUCAAGCUCGCUAUAUAUUUUAUUUAUCAUCCUCAGGGUAAACCAACACCAUUUAUGGGAAAAUCACUAAGAGAACCGAACAUUAGGGAUAUGGAUAUGGAUUAUCAUCAUUAUUUCUAUCGUCCUUGUCACCUUUUGGUUAUUUUUAUGAUCAUCAUUGGUCUCAUCAUUAAAAAAAUCAUGAACUAUAAACCUUGCUUGAGAAAGAAGAAACGUGAGUCAUUCCCGGCGAAAAUGGUCGAUAACGCGAAGUACAUGACUUGUUAUAGGUUGUCCCCAGCGCGAGAGACUAUCUUUGAAAAUAAAAAUUUUUACUCACUUAUAAACCGGUACUUUUACAAUCUUAAUUGUAACAAAAUUGCAUCAAAAUUCCUGCGCCCGUUUUCCCUCUUAUUUCUGGCUCAUUGCCGCUUUUUGAAGACAGCAAGAAGAAUUCGUACCACAAAAAUGUUUUGUACUUUCAACGUUAUAAGGAUUAUCGUUUCUGUUAACUCAGUGUUUCAGAACUUCGUUCUUGGUCAGUUUAAGAUGUAUUUAGUUUUCUCAAAAGCGAAAUUUCGUUAAAUUUAAAUAUUGUACUAAUAGUUAUUAUAAUAAAGCUCGGAUAUAACACUUACUGUCAUUGGUUGAAAGAGCGUGCUCUAUGAGAGUAGAGAGCAUAGAACUGAGCUAAAGCUGUCACGCCAUCUGCCAAAUCGUACUAUGUCCGGCCUUUUCCGGGACUUCUUUCUAGCUCAUAUCAAACUUUGCCUAUUGUUAUGGUUGGGAUUUUUUAAUACAAUGGGCCUUUUGUUAUCCAUCCUUAGGGACUUUUCUAUUUAGUAUCACGAGCUUUUACUCAGCUUGAUUCGGAUUCGAAGGGCUAACGCUCGAAACGUCAGCUUUUUUACCCUUUACGGUGGCUAAUUUACGUUUUCAACCCAGUUGUUAACACUAAAUUACCUGCUAUACUCUCCCACCGACACAGCACCACAGUUUCUUUAGAAACUUACCCCUUUAUUGAUUCGGAUUCAUUCGGCAAAUUGUCGGCGAUGACAUUUUUCCCCAGCGGUAGUCUACUUGGGAAAAUUUGAACAGACUAACAGGGGGUUAGUCAGUAAUUGUCCAGGGUAACGAUUGUCAUACAGUGUAUGAAACGAGCGGACCGUUAAUGUAUUUUCUCUUGAAGUAACUUCCUCUGACUUCUUCAGAAGCAAGAUAAGCCGUCAGUAUGAAAUAAAUUGGAAUUCAGCCGCUUGUGACAUAAUAGUUUUUUUUCAGUUCAUGUUUUCACGGCAAGGGGCCGCGAGUAGCUUGGAGUGAUUGAAAAUGCGGUCUAGAGCUUAUAAGCCAGGACAGGACACAGUUAAGCUUUGUUCGCUCAAUAUUUGUUUUCCUUAAGGCCCGUUUACGCAGGCAGGCCUUAAGGACUGAUUGCAGAAGUCUAAAUUGUAUUCUGCUGAAAAUUUCUUCUCGCGUUGUUAAUGUUCAACCACUGGUGCGAUGAGUAUAAAAGAGUAUGCAAGCCAAGAAAACAAAAAGGUGUUAUUUUCGCACCUUUUUACGUUUGACUGAUUUCACUUUUUCCGCUUGAAGUGCGCAGAAACAGCAAACGCAGACAGAAAGGCAAGGUAAAAGGACUUGAGCGGCAGAUUGGCUGAUGCAGUAUGGAAGAUGAGAUAGGUAUAUAAACAGUAGCGUCAGGGUUGAGCAGUUUAUGGCGAUUAGCGGUUUAAAUUUAUAGAGUUUCAUUUUCGCUUGGUCAAUGACGGGUGUUGCGUAGUUGGCCGGCAGCACACUCUGGCACAUUUUUUUGUUGGGACUUCUGUUUGGAAGGCUCCAUACAGCAAGCCAAAAGAAAAAGCGAACAAAAUACCAACCGACAUUAUUGCGUUGUCAAUGAGGAACUCACUAUCGACUUCAAGGUCACAAAUUCUGGUUAUAUUAAAAAAGGCGUUCCCUUGUAGCACCUUAAUAAACCAGUAAAAAACUGAAAGCUCCAACAGAGAAACAAGGAUACAAGUAAACCAUUCAUUCAAUCUUAGUCAGCCUUUGUGCAUUUUGUAAUUAAAUUAGACCUGCGCUUCCUGGUUCACGCUGGUUGUCAUUAAACGCCGCUUGUAAGUGAAGUCUUUGAAUAACAGUGCGCAUAUUAAAACGGUUAGACAUGCGGCCGGAGAACUUGUCCGAUAAACUCGAUUUGGAGAUUCAUUGGCUCGCGAGUCAUGCAGACCAAGCUCAUCCGAUUUCUGGAAUUACUGUGGUUCGUAGGGUGAUCAAUGGCCAAGCAAGAACAUUUUAUGGUGAGGCUAAGAUCCUCUUCUUGAACAUACAAACUGCCGUCUUUCGCGCAUUUAGCACGUACCAACGUUAUGUGAUUAUUUUUUUCUCAGUUUUUAGGCCCUCGAGACAGGACCAUGCCUAUUGUCAAAGGGUUCCGAGACCAAGCGAUCCUCCGCAAGGUCCGAAUCCUCCAAAUGGCGUUCUGCCAUUAACCUAGAACGCCUAUCGAUUGUCCAGUGAUGAAAUAUAUAGAAAAGCCAAGUUGAUUCUUGCACUGAUGAUUGGUCUUGUGCUUCUGAGGACAACAACGGAAAUUUUUACGAAUAACCAAAUUUCACCUGAAUAUUGAAAAGGGUUUUUCUAUUUGGUCCCAAUAUCUUUCCUUGGAUCGAUUUCCGCCACUCUCUCGGGUCUGAAUAGACCGAAUAGCGUGGACUAUUUUCUAAUCAAAUUAGAUUCAGCCCCAGGUUUCCAACUAACCACACAGUGAAUCUCGUGUGGAUGUUAUAAUGAAAAGAGAGAAAUAGGAAAUAAGAGAAAAUAAGAAAUAAGACUGUUCGCAGCCUGCAUUUUUUAACGCGAAAGAACGCGCGCGAGAAAAAAACAGCGAGCAGAGCGAAGCACUUGGGGGUGGAGGCGGGGAGCGAUUUAUUCUUUGCGUUCGGCUUUUGUCAUACCGCGCGCGCAUGUUUCGGCCUUACUCAGCCUAAUUGUACUUUAGUUUUAUUUUACUCGUCAAAAUAAAAUUGAUACUUAGAAUAUAACUUGUUGUACUAUCCGUUAGAUUUUUGUUUGUGAUGUUUUCUGAUGUUUAGCGAGCAAGCGGCAACGAGUAGCUGCAAGCGAUAAAAAUGGGCGGCUGGUAGGCAUCAUCUCAGUUUUAUAGCUUUAUACGCUAUGCUUCUUUAAAAAGUGACUUAAAUUUAAGUUUAAAUUUACUUCGUGCAUGGCUUAAUAAUUAUUUAACUAAUUGCGCCUGUAUCGACGAAAACGAUAUGCGAAAACAGAACUGUUGUCGAUUGGCAAGAGGACAAGUUUGUCUUUUGCACCUUCCCACGUUUAAAUGAUUAUUGUUCCACUGCUAAAAAAAAAACCAAUUAAAAUAAGAUAAGAAAAAAUAUUAAGACAUAUUGCAAUGAAGACACCGCUCGAUGUCGAGAGUGUGUAGAAAGGCGGGUUGGUUUUGGUUUUCUUAGACUAUUGUCAGGCUGGCGUUUUUGUUUUUUGGUCUAUUGAAGCAAAUAAACCUCGCUGUUGAAGGCAAAACAAUAGGUGCGAUUUUCGUACCUUUUUCCGUUUCAGUGACUUUAUUCUCCGGUUGGCCACAAGUUCUUAAACAAAAAAACGUAAACGCAAGUCAUAAUCACUUUAGAUUAUCCCUUACUGAGAGAAUAGCUAAGAACAUGAGCAAGUUUUACGAAGUCUCGAAAGUGCUCGAUAAGCGUACAGACGCCCACGGUCGCGUUCAGUACCUCGUCCGCUGGCGUGACAAUGGAAAGAAGAACGACAGCUGGGUGGAUGAAGCCGACACAAACGAGCGCCUUAAACAAGUGUUUAGGACACGCCACCAAGGAACUCCGGGCUUGCUGCAGACCUUAGCUGUGUUAGUGGCAGAAAAGCUGAACAUGAAGAAACCGCCAACAACCAGCAUCGUGAGACGUUCGUCUGUCACCAUGCCGAUGGAUGCCGAGACCUUUAAAGAGUUGUUCGGUGGUCUUCCUUCCGCGCCAAAUCUUUUGCAAGCGACAAAGUUUUCUGUGCCCAUUCACGAGCUUGACGCCAUAAUGCCUGCCGGAUGGUCACUAAAUACUUUCAAAACCUCCACGACUUUUCGGUUGCAGCCCGGCAAGCCCGUCGAGAUUGCUCUCGUAGAGCGCAAGAAAGUGUUUUUUGAUUAUUCGGGGUGUUUGCGCUGUCAAGGCGGGAAUGGAGCCCCCGUCGCUUGUAAAGACGUGGUGCGGAAAGUAGUAUUCGGUUCAACCCUUCUAAAGAUCUCGUUCUACCGUGAGCGGAACAAGCAAGCCGAGCGAAAGCCCAAGGAGCGCACGAGACUGACCUGGGCGAAACCAAGAUCAGUCGCCAAGUAGAAAACAGUGACUUACCGCUGGGUAGUCACUUCAACAAACGGCUCCUUUAGGAGCCACCAAAUAUAAGAAAGCAAUGACCAACUCGAAUGUGUGGUACUCUUUUAUUUCCCUUAUCUAGCCCUUUUUUGCAUUCAUUCUUUGCCUAAAAAUGAUCUGUAUUAAAGCCACUUCAAUUUGAAUCGAAAGUUCGCCUACGCCUCACUCUCAGAUCGCGCUGAUUCUGUGCAUCCCUGUAUAUCACUGAAAUAACCUAAAAUAACCUUUAUUCGAGGAACUUUUUAUCCAUUCGCUCGUCUGAACUAGCCUCGCGUUUUGUUGAGAUUGCUAAUGAGCUUUAAACCUGCUAGCGUGUCCUGUAAAAUGUCCUUUUCAUUUUUGCCCUAAAAUUAUGUAACACCGGAACGGGGUAAUUUGACAUCGAUACCAGUAACUUCUUGUGUGGUGUCAGUGUCAAAAGCGUGGUCCGUUCAUCGAUCAUGGAGAAAGCAGGGCACGAGGCAUGGUAAGUGAGAAGUAAAUGCACUCGUAUUAAGUACUUCUGCCUGCGACUUAUCUGAGUUUGUAAACACGAAAGUAUUUCUUAGUCGAUCAACACAUCAAGAUGUUAAAAACUGCCAUCACGGUGCCGAUUCUUUUGCUGGUUCGCCUCCCAUCCGCCGCAAAUCGGAGCUUAAUUUUAGAACCAUCUUUCUUGAUGGCCUCUUUGACUUCGGGUAGAGUGAUUAAAUAUUCCAGAACAUCGCAAACACUUCUACGGGCACCAUCACCUUGCUUGGCCUGCAUUAAUUCAAAACCCCAAAAAAGUAAUUAAUAAGUAUUUGACACAAUCAGAAAAAAUUGUUACAACAUCAUAAGAGACUAAUCUCAUACCACCAAAGAUUAAACAUAGGCUUAGUUAAAUAUGGUUUAAAAUUGUUUUCUUUGGCAAAUGUGCUGACUGAAUGUUUUUCACUUUCAGCAAAGCUUUUUGCCCUCACUGAAAGUCAAUGCUUGUUGCCAUAGCACCUUUGACACACACAAAUGAUCAAAAUAAAAAAUCUUGGAUUGUUGUUGAUAAAUCAGCGUGAAUGCCAGGAACACAAACCCUUAUGCAUAAGAAAUUAUAUGGCUUCCGCUUGUCAUCCUGUUAAACUUACUGUGGGGAGCCACCUCCAUCGUACUUUAAAAAGCUAUAACUGCCUCGAGUGUAAUAUAAGUUUACCAACAAAAUAAUUUACCUCUGGAAUUGGAAUUACUUCGAUUUCCUUAUUUUGUGUCCUCCUUUCCUGCAAUAUUGUUGACAGUGGCGGGACGUGACUUCGGACACUUUCGGGGAGCGCCAUCCUCAGUUCAUGGUAGGCUUUAUCGCUCACAAGCCCCUCAUCCUUCGCCGCCAAAAUCCUUUAGACAACCUCGUGAGAGUAACCCUCGUCUUCGUGGUCAUGUUGGCCGUCGGAAAGUGGGAUCACCAGUUCCCGGCCGCUUACGUCAAAUUUAAUCUGUGCGAAAAAAGAACAGAACAUCUAAAUGCGAAGCCUGUUUGUACAGACGUCUCUAAUUUUUUUUGGUUCCUGGGUUGCAGGGUUGGAAGAAAACGGAGACGUCUUCGCGCUGGAAUAAGUUUAUGUUAAGGCCUAUGUACACGGCACGACUUUGUCGCAUGCGACAAGCUUACUACAGACCUACGACAUGACUUAAGAGUCGUAAGCGAGUUGUAGGUUUGAUUUACACGAAACAAUUCGUGUCGUAAGCCUGCCGUAAGCUUGUCGCAUGCGACAAAGUCGUACCGUGUAAAUAGGCCCUUAUAAUCAACACAAAAAUCACAAAAUAAAUGAAAUUAUUAAGUUUAAACAAGCAGUAUCUUAGGUCCUCAAGAAGAAAUAAGUGGUGGCGAGCAGGAAUCCAAGUGUUUUUUCCGAAGUUUUUAACCAUCCAGUUAGAAAUAUACAGCGCCGUUUUGUUGUCAGUACGUGUACCGAGAUGCCGCCAUGUUUUCAGCGGUUUCUUCUAAAAGUCAUACCGUGGGCACACUACAUACGUCACGUCCAAAAAUUUUUUUGCGAUGAGCAAAAAAAAAAAUGAGCAAUUCAAGGCUUGGAUUACAGCUAAAAUAAAUUUUGCCUUAAAAUAACCAGAAGUCGGUGUCUAUUUGCAGUAAGCCCUGGUAAGUCCCUAAAGGUACUGAGCACCUGCCUACACUAUGCAUGUUCAAUGAAGAGUUUAUAUUUCAGAAAAAUAAAAAGUAAAUUUUUCGACUGGCUUAUAAUAUUUCAGCGCUAUCACACAGAUUGCUUAUGACACUGAAUAAACAUUGUUAAUGAAAAGAUUUAUCAUCCGUUCUCGUUGAGCCAUUAGACGCAUGAGGUCUUAAUAAAAAGAUUGACCAAUGUGAAACUAGGGGUGACGAAUGGUGAAUGCAACGUUUUUCUCUUAGAUCGAGGCUGUUUUCAACCUUUGAUUUGCGAUUUUCUCCCCAGCAUGAUCAUGUAAGCUUAAAGAUAUGAGACUGCGAGACGUUCAGAACCGCCGAAAAAAAUACAUUGCGAGCCCGCAAAAUUUGACCAAAUUUUUGCGAGACCUUCAAAGACCAUUCACCACCCCUAAAAACUUAGUGAUAAAGAAAAAUUCUUAAUGAUACGUACCUCAAUCGGUUUGAAUUCCGCUGGUAAAAUCUCUGGCAUUUCGGAGGUACUCUCUGAUUUUUUUCCUCUUCAUAGACCGCGAAGACUUAUCUACGUCCCAAUAGUUUUUUCGGCUAACGUUAAACUUCACAGCGUUCUUUACAGGGUCCAUUGCUAGGCGACUUUGGGCAAGCUCAUUUCUUAGAAGCUGGAGUUCCUGGCGAAGCUGAAAAACUUCUGCCCUUCUUUCUGCCAAUUCCGUCGCCUGGUCACUGGCGAUUUCGUGCAAAUGGCGAAUGCGUUGGUCGUACGCCUCAAGAAGGGGCAAAGAGAGGAUAGACUGCUCUACCUCGAAAUGCCUUGGGCCACGUUUGUAGGGGAAGUUUGCUUGCGGCUUGUCUACUUUGAAUUUCGAAAACAUUUUAAGACUUUAAACAACUUUAAACCGAUCUUUUCCGAUGACUAUUUUCAGAUAACUCUUUUCCAAUGACGAGAGCGAAAUGAUUGUUGUCAAUUGCAAGUGGCACGCGCGUCAGUUUUAAAACCCGUCAUUAGCAUAAUAAGGGCAUUCAUGAAAACAAGAGAACAAUUGAUGUCAACUGAGCGCGAAUUUCAAAGACGCUUUCAAAGAUGUUUCGGGACGGAAACAAAGUUUGUUUAAUUGUAUACAUAGGCAAUUCGCACAGUGACUCCCACAACAAUCUGAAUAAAAGUCUAUAUUAGAACCUUUCAAGGCUGCCCAGCCGCUUCUUCAAGCAAGCGCGCUUCUUCACGGAAAGAAAAAAAGUCAUCAAUUAAUGGUUUGUUGACGAUCAAAUCCGCGACAAAGCCCAUAAGACAAUACACAAUACUAUGAAAGCGUUUAAAAAGCUUUGAAUACUUUCAAGGUCUUGAUGCACUGAAAGGGGUUUUAUUAUGACAAUAAACCGCUCUAACAGUAGAUAUUUCAAAUAUAAUUAUUGUGUGUUGGAAAUUUCGCAAUAGUUUCUUCACAAACAUCAAAUAUUUAUCCAAGCCAUGCAUUGUUGAGGUCAUGCUUAGUUAUCGCCGAUAUGUAUGACCCACAGAAAGUAGCAUCAUUUGCCGAUUUUCCUCGGAAAAUGGGUUCAGUCACGAAGUAAGCCCCUCUGACCGGAAACAAUAUUUUCUGUACAUUAUCUCCUGUAUCCUCCUCUGCAACCUAAACAAUUAGGCUGAGUUGAAUGUAUAGUACACACUAAAAUGUAAUCUUGCUCAUAGCUAUUUAAUUGGACGUAACGGGUAACAUUAAUAGUUAAAAGUGUUGAUCCAUUGUAAUUCUUGUUCAGUUAUCUUUAAAGACAUGUGGUGGAUGGGAGAGUGAAAUUCAUAAGUUUGUCGUUGUGCGCACAAAGAGGUAGAUAAAGAAGGAUGCUGAUCAUUUUUCAAGAGCCUGCCAGGGUACAAAACACCCAGACAUCAGAUGGGUAAGGAAAUAAAGUCGUAAACAUGGCUAAAAUUUGCAUGCCAUGGGUCUUAAAGUAAAUAGUCUAUCAGCAGUGAGGGGUGGUUAUCGAACUGAUAACCAUGUGACGUCACAACAUGACGACCAUUACGGAUAUUGAAGAUUUUAGCACCCAAUUCGAAAUGUUCGCUGUUAAUUGAACAUAUUUAUCAAUAAUUAUCCUGGAAAUUAGUGAACAGAUACUGUUCUUCGCCUGUACUCAAGAUGGGGGUUUUCAAGGAGUUAUUGAGGCGAAAUUUUGGGCAGAGAUAUAACAGGGCAGUUGAAAUGACACGUUUGAUUGAGGUACGUUAUUCAUCUUUGCCUCAUAGUUUAGGUUCGUAAAUAAAUUUUUCCGGCGUCUCAAUUAUAGAGCUGAUCUUCAAUCUGUUUCCUUUUGACAAAAAUGUUAUUUAUCGUGUCGCAAACUGCAAGAAAAAAGUACAUUGUGGGGUCUUGAUUUACAUCUAUUUUAGUUGCCAACGGCCAUUUAAUGUUUUUGACGAUGCUUUAAAUCUUUCUUUUUAUUAUUCGAACUAUGAACUCAUAAUGCCAAGAUCAAAAGCUACGGCCAAGCUGGAACCUCAGACCCACGCAUCAGCUGAACGAGGAGGGCUGUAUCGCGACCAAGAUUCCUAUCGGAAAAAAAAGGAAAGAUUUUUAUGAAUUUUAGAAAAAAAAAAAAAACAAUUCAUUGUUACAACAUUUAGUUUUUUCUCCCACCCAGUUUGUUAUUACAAACACUUACGCGCCUGUUACAACUUCCACGAAUUUGAUGAUCUCUGCUUUGUUUUUUGCGCAUCAGAUCUUAAAAAUUAUAUUUGCGAUGGCUUAAUUUCAUUCUAUUAACGUGGGUGGUGCAAAAGUACGUAUUCAUGCCAUCAAAUACUAUAAGAAGUUUGCUUUGCCAAAUAAUGUAUAAUGCUACGCUUUCCUUCUAGCUGUCCCCAUGGAAAGUGUUAGGGAAUCAAAAAAGCAGAAAGAGAUUUUUCCUGAUUCAUAGACGUAUUUUCUGCUAAAAUGUUUGUUCUUGGACCUGGUACAAACUUGUUUCGACCUAAUGGAAACCUCGAGCUCUGAAAGCAGAGUUGGGGGAGGGAGGGAGAGUGCAAAAAUUAUUUAUCGUUGAUUUUGCAUUGUUAUCGAUGUGAGGUAAUAAUUAACUUACCUACAAGGAAACGCGUACAUUCGGUGUGAAUCUUUUCUCUCACCAUUAUUUUCAAUCCUACAUCCUUGCCGUUUUGACAGGAUUGUACUCCACCAAAAAUUAUUGCACAUGUUUCGCUGUGCCGUGGACUGUUCUCCUAUGUCAGUCUAUGGGAAAAUCAAAGAGACAACGUACGCGUCAAUGUAGUUAGGUCAUCAUCUCCUAAGAGUGGACACAACGCCACCUUCAAUAGUUACACAGAAAGGGGCGAAGGAAAAGCCUUAGACUUAAAUUAACUUAAAUUCCUGAGGCCCCCAUUGCAUCUGGCCCCAUUCCCCUCCUUUGGUUGAUUCAUUACCAGUCCCCACUCUGAUGACGUCGGCUAUUUAUAGAUUCAUAAACAUUUCAGAUCAAGGAACACCCAUAGGGUACACAACAAACAAUGGAGGUAAGAAUAUAGGAUGUUGACAGUAGAUGUUGUUUUUACCACUUUUAAGUAGACUCUGUUAGAUGAAAAUGUCAAAAUAUCUUCUGACUGGCCACUUUGUAAGAUAUAAAAAUCUUUUGGAUUUAUGUAUCACUGACUUGUACUUAAGCUAAGGCUGUUAAUCAUUACCUGUCAUUGUCGAAUCUUUUAGUCGGAACCGUUUGCGUAGAAAUGAAGCCUUAGCACAAUCUGCAACCGGGCUUCGUUAACUCCUUGUUUGCCUUUCCGUGUUGCUAGUACAUCUGUUCCUGAACAGAACCCGACUACUGAUUCGUGGUUAAUUCAGGUGUGACGAAGUGACGGCCGAAGCUGAAUCACUAAUUCCAAAACUCAUUGCUUGAUACAUAAUUUAAGGAAUUGUUGCAGGGCGCGGGUCAUUUGGAUCGAACCUAGAUAAUGCUUUAGAAACCGACCUGUGUAACAAAAAAACCAGAAAGGCGGUCAUGUUAGAUUUCGAUUUCUCUCGUUCGCAUGUGCGAGGAUUAGCUUUUCCUAAGACCUCUCGAGCGUACGGCGACAUGCAGAGUUAUAUAAAGUCAAUUAAAGAACUGGUUCUCGCCAAGAAUUUAUAAUCUCUUGUUCUUUUUUGUGCGUAAGUCGAGUUAUGGAUGCACGCAGGAAGUUUGGAGAGCAUGAGCGAAGCGUAAGAGUUGUUCGAGCCUCUGCAACAUUGGUUUAGGGAAAAUUUUGAUUGCAAGCGUCUCUUGUGGUGUUGCAUUGUUUACCGUUAUCAUGCUCUUAAUUGUCUUAGUACACCCUGUGGUUUCUUUGUAAAUUACAAUUAAUUUGGUUAAUUCAUCUGCUACUUUAAACAACAGUUCAACGACGGGGUUUUUGAUAGGCGAUUUGUUCUGGAUUACUAAAAAGCCCCUUUUUCCUGGGGCAGAAUCGUUGCUGGAGUCCUCAGUUAAUAUCGGCGAAGAGAAAUUUUCGCCGAUUUCUGCGACCUCUUCAACCAUGCAUGACACAUUGUCACUCAAAACGGGGAGACAAGAAUGCAAAAUGCUUUUGUAGUAUAGAGAUUAAUUACAGAUUGCUAGGCUAGAGAGACAUUUAUUUUUAUUUGGUCUUCAUAAUAAUAAAACAAAGAACAUGGUAAAUGAUUGAUCAGGGUUUUUAUAUUGCAGGAGUCAAAAUAUUCAACAACAAUUUUACAUAUAAUGUAAUUUUGUAUUUACAAAGGAAAUGUUUGUUAAGCAACUGCUUAGCCCCCUGGGUCUUAUAAAGUAGACAUCCUUUGAAACCAGGCCACUGAUAUGAAGGAAGUCUAGUGAAAUAUUUUUGACAGCUUUUAUUCUAUUUCAAGGACGAAAAAUUAUCAAACUCUGGACAUAUUUUAAAUGAAGAGGACAACAACAAUAACAGCAGAAAAUGCUCAUUACCAAGAAGUCUUAGAGUUACUUUCCUGGCAUCAGAAUGGGGAUCAAGCAAAGGAGGCCUCUCCACCUUAAACAGGGAAUUGGCAAUCAACAUCGCAAAGGACCCAAGAGUUAAGGUCAGUUACUUUGUUCCAAGCUGCAAUGACGAGGACAAGACAGCUGCUCAUAUUCACAGAAUAGAACUUAUAAAGGCAACAAGGCGGCCCGGCUUAGAUGAACUGGAAUGGCUCAACUUUCCACCGAAGGAUUUGCAAAUCGACGUAGUGGUUGGACAUGGUGUUAAACUCGGCCAUCAGGCACAAAUUAUUAGGGAGUCCCACGAGUGUAAAUGGAUUCAGGUUGUCCAUACAGACCCUGAGGAACUAGGGAUAUAUAAAGAGUAUGCUAAUCCAAUUUCAAAUGCUCAGAAAAAGCAUGAAACAGAGGUAGAACUUUGCAAACUAGCUGACUUCGUUGUACCGGUUGGCCCCAAAUUGUGCAAAGCGUUUCAUUCUUAUCUCGCCUCAUGUAAGAAAGAGCAAUGUUUCUUCGAAUUUACUCCUGGAAUUCUAGCAGAAUUCUCUGAAUUAAAGCAAGAUUUAGACAAACGAGAAGUUUGUAAAGUCUUGUGUUUUGGUCGUGGAGAUUCGGAGGACUUUAAAUUAAAAGGAUUCGACAUAGCAGCUCGAGCUGUGGCAAAGCUAAGUCGUUGUAUUCUGUUAUUUGUUGGUGCCGCGAAGGACAAACUCGAAGAGACACAAAAACGUUUCCUCGAUUUUGAUAUCCCUCCCAAUCAGCUUAGGGUGCGACCGUUUUCGGAUAGCCGGGAAGAUUUGAAAAAGGUAUUUUGCGAAGCAGACCUUGUGGUCAUGCCCUCGAGAACUGAAGGCUUUGGGCUAACGGGUCUUGAGGCCUUGUCAGCUGGUCUGCCUACUCUUGUAAGUAGAAAAUCAGGAUUUGGAGAAGCUUUGAUGAAAGUACCAUUCGGCCGGCAUUUUGUGGUUGAUUCAGACGAUCAAGAUCAGUGGGCUAACGCAAUUGAGGGUGUCUGCAACAACGACAGAAGCAGUCGACGUAAAGAGUGUGAAACACUACGAGACUUCUACCAGGAAGAGUACAGUUGGAAAAAACAGUGUGAAUCUCUCAUUGGCAGAAUGAUCAGCAUCGUCCAUAAAGGUAUGGUAUACCAAAAAGCUUUCCGUCGCACUAUAGUCAUAAGCCUCCGAAUUGGUUUUUCAGUUUUUCUUUCGUCUGUCGCUAAAGUGAAUUUUCUUUUCCUCAGAUUUUUUGCCCAAGCUAAAGGACCAAACCAUCGAAGCUUUUCUAGAUUACAGUGGCACCAAAUAGCUAUUAAUAUUUUAGUUAACUUUAAAGCAUCUUUCUCCUUUACCUAAAAAAUUCCCCAUCGCCAUUUAUACUCUUGGGUAGAGAUAGUCAUCAUCAAGAUUACUUUUCCUACACAAAAACUUAACACACUCAAUGCGAAAGAUUUAUUCGUGGCAUCGAGAGAUGUAUGAAACCUUUAUGGGCUCGCUUAGCAAAUCAUGUGACCGCGACUUCUUAAAUCCCAAACCUCUAAAACACUACAUAGCUAAUUAAAUAAUUAAAAUUUCACGUAUUCUUCAUAUAGACAAACCAGAAGAUUGUGGGGGUGCAGCAGAAAAGUCCACAUUGUCACACCAGAGACAAUGUGGACAGAGGCAGACGAAAGUCAGUAACGGCCUUUGUUCAGGUACGAUACUCUAUAAGCACCCCGUUUUUGAAAACUAUAAAUACAUAAUAAUAAUGAUAAUUAUAAUAAUAAUGAUGAAAUAUUUGUAAUAACUGGAGACUGGUAUCUAUUAAAUUCUGACUUAUCAGAUUGAGGCAUUGAAGUGUCUGAGCGAUUGGGGAAAUUUAUUUCGCAGGAAUUCUAGACUAUCGAUAGGUAAUGAGUAGGUCUCUUCCGUCUGCUAUCCUCAGUUCCUUAUGGGUGGAGUCUGGCAACAGAGAGAUGGUAUUUGAGGCGGAGGCGCCAUUCUCACGGGUAGUUUUCUGUCAUUCGUUUUCUAUAAAACAUGUAAUGUGCCACCGCCUCCCGGCGAGUCCGCUUUUCAUAAUAAAAGGAAAGUGAUAUCUUUUUAAGUAGCAAAGUUCUAAUUGUGUUUUCGCCUGGCUUUCUGAAAGUCAGUGCACAUUCAGCUCCAGGUAAAUUGCCCAUUCGCAUAAAACUUAGCUGCGCUACAUUUCAAGAGGCAGAGAGCAAAGAUCCUGCACAACGAGAAGAAGUCAAACGCCUCUUGAUGUGCGAGAUGACAAAACAUUUUAUCGAGAUACAUGCGGCUCAAAUCCCUUCUGAAAAAUUUCAUCAAUCGCUUUGUUACUACCUACAAGGAGUGCACGACUUGAUAAUAAGAGAAGCAGGCGAGGGGAGCUUGCGAAUUGUAGUCGAAUGUAGGACAAUGGAAAUUCUUGAGCGUCUGUGGGAUGACUAUAGUUCCGGUCACCUUAAUGAAGUAGCGAAAGAACGCCUUUUAACGGAUGAGAUAAAGGAGAAAUAUGAAGUGGAAUCAAUAGAACUGGAAACAACCAUUAUCAUGGAGGAUUACCUGGCUUGCAAACUGUCACUAACAGGUAUUUCAUCUUAGAGUUAAAAUCCCUAGAAGACAGGUAUCAAGGCUUAAUUCACAGGAAUAUGACUGUCAAGAAGAGGGUAAUGUGUGAUACGGACCAGCGCUUCCGAAUGGCUGGUGGGAUUGUUAUCUGUACAUAAAUUUUGUAUUUGUUACUAUCCUACCAUAAAUACAGAAGAACCUGUCAUUAAGAACGUUGAGGAGUUUCACGAGCAAAGCGGUGGGUUCAAUGGAACGCAAGGGAUCGAGCAAAAUGGCUUUAAUGCAGCGUUAAACUAAAAAACAAAAUCUCACCAAAAUUUUUUUAAAGCUCAACCUUUACGGGUGGACACUUAUUUAUCACCUACUAUUCCGAUACAUUGUUACCAGAAAAAAAAAUGUUAUCGUGUAUACGCAUGAAUACUCACAAUCAACGAUUUUAUCACAAUUCUACCGACAUUUAUCUGUCUGAAACAAACAAAAAAGACAAAACAAAAAGCAAACAAACAAGGAGACAGAAGGAGAAGGGAAGAAGAUGAAAAUUGACCUAAAAACUUAGGAAUUGUUGUUAAAAGAGAACAAAGUUGUUUUUUUUGGAUAUUUGGCAAGGAAGCCUUAAGAAACCAUGGGGUUUAUAAAAAAAAUAAACAAAGGAGAGGUCGGCUAAAGUAGGAAUCUCAGUAUGGGUUUUGUGAAAUGAGCUCGCCUUCUGGUCAAGGUUCGAGGGUUGAGGUUCCAGAGUUGCGAGUAAAACGUCGAAGAUCGAGAGUGAAAGUUUCCUCAAAAUUAUCAGACCAAAAUUUACAGUUCAAAUCUUACACCGAAAAAAAGCAAAAGAGUGGCAAAAAAUGUUGAGGAUCAGUAUUACCAUGGCCGUUGGAGUGUCCAUGAUCAUAAGAUUUCCCAUAAAUAGUGGUGUUAAGGGAGGAGAAAUAUGAUAUGCUUUCAUGAUAAUUCUUGAUAUUGUUAUUUUCUUAUACGCCAUCGAUCAGAUUUGAAUCGUGAUUCAACAGUUGCAGAAAAUCUAACUGGCCGAAACAAUGCACAACCUCUGGUCGCUCAGGACGAAGAACAACGUGAACUAACAACGGUGCACCUUGCGAUAAAUUGUAAGUGAAAACAUCAACAACUCAAAUGAUAGCAGAGCAUCUACUAGAAAUCAUUAAAAUUUUUUUUGUGAAAGGUUUUAACAGUUUCACUGUAGAUUCGUGUUUGAAUAUAACUUAUAGUUCCAAAAUGAUGUUGUUAAACUCUUCCAAAAACCUGCUGCUUUUUAUUUGUGAUGAUUAUUUAUUGUGUAUUUUAGUUUAAUUGUCCAGUAAUUGGAAAAAGGUGGAAACCGUAGGGAAAUUAAUAUCAGCAAGAACAAUUUUUCCGAAGGCUAUGACUCGCAUGAACCUUUAUUAAAUGGCUAGAAAUGCACCUCCAUUCAGACAAAGAUCAAAUAUCAGACAAUAGUCAAAGUCAGAAAAUUGGUUUCUACUUACAUGACGUUAUAUGUAAAAUGGAAACGUUGAUUUUCUUUUCAUGUACAUCGCCCUUUAAUAAAAACGUAGACAGCGGUUGUUCAGCAAGCCCAAAUGAGAUCCAUCCUGAACAAGAAAAAGGAAGCCUGUGUCUGGUGUCUGAAUUUUUAUUUGAGGAAAAGAUUUCUCAAAGUUCUUUUACGGAACUACCCACCUACCUUCGACAUGUAACAGUAACUCAAGAUCCAGAACCAAUAAAAGAGCGUGACAACAGUGUACGAUUUUCCGUCGAAUGCCGAGAUAUGGAAAGUCUUGAACGUCUGUGGUCCGACUAUCGUUCCGGUCGUCUAGAUUGGAUGGCCGAAAAAUGUCUUCUGACAGAUGACAUAAAAAACAGAUUUCAUGUGGAGUCUGUCACUUUAGAAACAAGUAUACUGGAAGAGGACUAUUUGGCGUGUAAAGAGUAUCUUUUAAAAAAUUCUCGUAAGUUGGUAACAAUACUUGCUUAGGGGAUACUUGUAGACCUGGGUCAAGAUGUACGAAGACCGACUAGCGCUAACCCACGGUCAAAUGUUAAUCUGGGUUCCUUUAUUCCUUUGUUCAAAAGCUCUUUUGAAACAAUUUUUUCUGUUCGUCUUAGAGCGUCCAAUCAUCAAAUUGGUUAAUCUGAAUUUCCUUUUAAAAUUUUCCGAUCUGAAAUCAGAUUUCACGCUUUCUCACGCAUUUCCUCAGAAAACAGCGGCAACUCGCUCAUGGGAAAUUGUGAUGACACUGAAAUCCUGGUUACUGAAGGGGCUAUUCAAACAACAAACACCGAUGAUCUUGGUACUCAAACAUCCAUAGAAGCUAUUUCCCAACUGCUUGAUCAAAGCAAGACUGUUAUACCAAUCGAGGAAAAAAAUGAGACCACGGAAGAACAACAGACAAUUGCAGGGAAAAUGAUAGGUACAAAUGAUUUUACUUCUGCCAUUGUAAUUUUCAUUGUUUUUCUUAAUUAUUACCGUCAUUAUUUCAUAAAAAUAAGAAUGGUUAGGGACUAACAAGGAAAUAUCGAGAUAUCGAUAAUAUGUCCCAUUCAGUCGUCCCACUCGAUUCAUUCAGUGAGAUAUGUUUCAGAGAUAAGUUUUACAAGUAGAAGUUGAAACGAAAGGCAAUCUUUUGGUGACAGUUUCUGAGUGCAUCAAAUUUCUCAAAUCUUUGUGCAUAUUUCUGAGGACUGUUCACAUACUUGAACAUUCAUGUAGCGAAGAACAUUUCGAUCAUUGGCUAAAUAGUUAAUGGUGUCUUUCAGAACGGGAUACAGUGCUGACCCGUUAACAAUAUACUCUCAACCAGAGAUAGUACUGAUCAGCUACCCUUAUCAUCACAUUAUCUUUAGGUUAUCGUCCACAAGAAAGCGGACCUUCAGUACCGAAAAAACCUAAAGACAAAUUACAAAAAGGCGGAUGGUUGCAGAAAAAGGAAGAAUACGAAGCACGGACUUCCUCUGAUACUUCAGCAAGUAACAAAAUAUGUGAGUUCCGUGGAACUGUGACAUGUAUAGCAAAGUUCUUUGAGUGUUCUUUCAGACGGUUUUUUUAAAAAGACAUGCAGACAAAAGCUUUUUUUUAUAAACUUCAGAAGUUACUGGGAAAUAUAUUUAAAACGAAUUACCUCACAACAUCAUCUAUUUUGCGCUAUAUGUUUUUAAAAACAUCAAUUUUUGUCCUUUCAAUUUCGCACAAUCUCUCUCUGAGUUCGUCCAUUUUGACACUUGUAGGCAGCGGAAUCUAGACGAGUUUGAAAUCUUGCGCGGGUUCUUCCUUGGUUGUUGACACUGAACCAUACCCCUUUUCACUGACUAAGGGUGUUGUGAGUCAUAGACUAAGUAUUGGUCAGUUUGAUUCGGUUUUCUGUAUACGCUGUUGUUAUAAGUAAACCUACGGCGGCCAUAGUAACUGACGUGUCAAGAAAGGGAAUGGUUCGUGUAGUGUGAUCGUCCGGGUGAGUGUAGUUCUGAAAAGAACUGUUGUUUGUUAACAAACUCUACACGAGUCUUCCAGCCAAUCACAUCACGGCUAAACAGACCGAUCACGUUCAACAGACCAGACUUUAUAACAUCAUCGACUGACAACUACUCUUCACUUGACUCUGAAGAUGACUACCGCACAGAUAGUCGAGACGUCAGUCACCAACAGCAGUUCUUUUCAGAACUACACUCACCCGGACGAUCACACUACACGAACUACUGAUACUCCUGGGUUCAAACCAUUUACUUUAAAGGAAAUGGUGCUGGCCUUCUUGACGUAGUAAAGGAUAGCAGCCUGUUGAUUGUUUCAAUGUUGCAAUAAGCCGUCAACCUUGUUUCGAUGGUGUAAGUGGCAUCUACAUAUCGCUUCCAGAUCUUCUGUCUUCUAAUAUUUUGAACUUUUAUUGUCCAUUUCCCGAAUUUGUACCCUCCACAUAAAAGGCUCGCUAUGCUUACAUGUAUCUGUAUUAUGAUAUAAAACAAAACUAAGGGAUAUUACACCGGGAGACUUGGUAAAUUUUGCUACACGAUGAAACAAACGGCUCUUUUUCUUUUUUGGUUCAUCUUCUAGGGUGUGAACGAUAUGUCACCUUACACAAUGGGUGCUUAACUUAUUACAAAAGUUGCCAUACUAAAAUUGGAAGUGGCUCGGUCUCUCUCGAGGGAUACAGGUAUAAAGUGUGGUUAAGCUUUCAGUCCAGAGCUUUAAUCCAAGUUUUUGGCUCAGAUUCAAAUAUUUAAAAAAUUAAAAAAAAAAAAAAUAGAUCAGAAUUACGUCGCUUGAAGCAAGAUUAGAAAUCCAUCCCGCUUGAAAAAAAGGGUCAAACAUAUUUGGCUACUACUGAAUCUGGAAAAAACUUUCGAAACUGGUGUCUUUCAAGUCAAGCAAAUGUGUUUGUACUAGAGAACAAGGACAAUAAAAUGUAUUUUUAUUUUUUAAAUCAGUGUCUAGAAAAUCUGAACGAUUUGAAAAAGGAACUGCUAGGACUGAUCCCAAAGCCUUUGCCGAUUAUUGACGUCAUGAACAACUUACACCAGAGUCAACAGCUAGAGAUUAGAUCGAAGCCUUUUGGAAUUUUUCUUCUUAUUUCACCUCAGUAGAUAGGUUCAAUUGCAUCUAAAAGUGACGAUCCCUUGGUAGCACCUCACCUCAAAAGCUGCUAACUCCUGAAGAGAGGAAGAUCGCUACCUUCGGUAUCUUGCUGAUGCAUGAGGAGUUCUCAUCCUCCUACCUUGAUCGAUUUAAUUCUUGUCAUUUUAGGGUGUAUUCAACAUCGGGAGAAGAGAGUAUCCCGUGGACAUUCAGACUACAUCAUCCCGAAAACACAGAUCAUGACUUUGCUGCAGAUUCGCGGAAGAAAAUGAAGGUGCUUACUACAUUUAUUACUACCGUAGCUUCCCUACUUCACUGAGGUUUGCGUCCCUAUCGAAGUAAAGGAUGGGAGUCAGAAAUCUCUGAGUCAUUAAGUUUCCUCUCUCCUCUCCACCCCUUCUCCCAAUUACUGUGUUUGUGCUCAAGCCGAAUCCUCUGUCCCUGACAACAGAACGAAGUACAGUGUUUCCGAGUGAUAGACUUGUUUUUCGCGAUCAAAUACUGCGACGGAACAUCCACGCCAGACUCAAUUUGUACCGACGAAGAGUGGCCAUAAAUAUAAUUACUCUCUUCGAAAUGAGUGCAUGACUUACCUUAUGGUUUAGCAAAUCUCUCCCUUUGUUGUGGAAAAGCAUCGCACAUAGAUCUGAGCGUGAAACACCCAGUUGACCCAAUGGAGAAGAUGUUAACUUAUAUCGAGACAACUUUUUAGGAAUGGGUCACCAGAAUAACAACCGAAGUAAGGGAACACCACACAAGCGCGUAAGUGACGUCAAUAAGUCGGCAUUUUUCUUGUCAGUAAUUUCUGUUGAUAAAAGCUUGUGAUGAGGUUUGAUGAAGUCAUUGUUAUUUGGUUUGACACAGCACUAAUCCAGGAAAAAUACCUUCCGUACUACGACGGUCUGUAAAGGGGAGAAAGAGACUAUCACCACAACCUGAAGCAGCAGCGUGCUCUGUUACUAUUGACCCGCAUCCUUAUGAACGCUUAUCGACAACAGGAGGUAAUGAAUGCCUAAGUUUCUAAUUAGAUUGAAUGAAUUAAUAGAUGGGUAUAUCUGGUUCCUUGGAUUGCUCAUCCGCAGUACAUCUUAAUCUCCUUCAUUCUUUGCAAUUAUAACUACGUUGCUUGUCUCAGGAGAGGUUAAUCAAACAAAGAUGUGCUUAAGUACUGCAUUAAAAUUCCUUUUUGAAUACCUAGAUUAUCAGUCCAACAUUCUAUCUGACAGGAGUUGGGAGGUUUUUUUUUAAUUCUGUGAGGGCACUCCCCUGAAAUUUGAGGACACGGUGAAAUAGAGUUCUUGAGCCUUCACAUCCUCACUUACGAGAUUACGCCUGUAAUAUUCAUGAGGCCUAAAAAAGGAAAAUUAGUUUUACAAAGUUUCUAACACGCGGUUUGAGUUCAAAGAAAGUCCUAUUUAUAGCUGUUCUCAGCUAUCUAAACCCUAAGUAAAUUUAAGGCUACCAACAACCUAUCAGUCUACCUACAGGAUGGGAGGCUGGAACUUCGGAGCCCAAUUCAAUUAACUAUACUACCUCGUUGAGUCGAAAUAGUUUGGGUACUUUUGUGGUAGAAGCACUGAAAAAAUAGCAAACUUUAAUUAAGGUGGUAAAUUAUUUUUUAACAGAGCGUCGCAGAGGACGUCGGUCACGCUCAGGAAAAAAGCUUACUUCAGCAAGGUAUGCUCAUUGCUAUAGGACCCCUAUAAGGGUUUCCUUUCCGUUAAUCCUUUAAGCAAGCCUAUUCUUUAAAAAAAAAAUUGUAAUGUGUAAUGGGAUCCUCCUUACUGGUUGGAAAAAAAUGUUUAAGCAAUAGAAUUAAAUGAAAGAAUUUGGAAAUAGUUUGUUUGUUUGAAUCUCGUAAAAAUAGCUAAUCCUACCAUAAUUUAAGUUGAUUUUUAUAAACUACUCUUAGAAGUGUGAACGCUUGAUGCACCGAAGAUAUCCUUCUAUUUGUGAAUAUUUGUUCUGCUAUGAACUUGAUUCGGACUGUUUAGUCACUGAUCUAGUAUGCAUAACAAGCUUUUUGUCAUAAAGAGCUACACCAUGACGGGAAGAACUGACAUUGAUGAUGAAAGCAAUACUAGAAAAACUGAGUGGUUAAAUAGAAGCAGUUGCCAUUUCAAAACAUUUCUGAGUGUUUUCUCCUCGUAAUUAUUACAAGUUCCCUCUUUUCCCCGUACAAAUUGAAAUGUUUCUUUCUGAGAAAUAAACGAUGAAUUUCCCUUAACAUACGUCUUCUUGAUCUGAUUCAAACGCUUUAUUUCGCGAAUAUAUAUUCGUUAUUGGCCAAGCGUGCGGUCAAGAUGGCUGGAUAUUGACCGAGGUCUAUUUUUAUGGACCGAUAUGGUCAAUAAAAACAUAAAAAAGGAAGAGGCCAAUAUCUAGCCAUGUGUUCCACACCAGCUUGGUUAAUAAAACGAUUUAGCAAAUAGCAAAAAAGAUAAAGCUUUAUUAAGAAUCAAGAAUGACUUAUGUCGAGAACUGAGAAGGAAAGCCAAAUGUGUUUGUGGUACAAUACGUAGACACGGGAGAGUCGUCUAUGUUUUCUUUAUCUUGACUUUUUUGCGCCGCUUUCUGCGUCUCCAAACGAAUUUUACGUCGCGCAUAAUCAAAUUGGUUAAUCCCGAGCGGGCAAGAUGGGUUCACGUUCCCUCUCGGGUAACCAAUCAGACCACAGGUUUCACUUUAUAUUGCCCACGCGCGCUCCCAACAAUAUGAUAAACUAAAUCACUAUGAAACGUAAGCCUCUUUACUAACUAGUACAUAAGUUGAAUUGAUAAUGUUCUUUAAACCAUUCCACUGUAAGUUGUUUAAAGAACACCAUAAAUUUCAAUCAAAAAGGUCCAUGAAAAUAAGGACUCAUAUUAUAUAAGACCAGCGCGCGUUUCAUAACGGCUUUCCACAGUCAUGCAGUUGCAAGAAAGUUGCAUGUUGAUCGAACUAUGUUCUGCUUCCGCCGCGUGCAGUGUAUUUGCAUGUUGACCAAAACUAAAAUGCGCUUUCUAACGAUGUAUAACAAGCUUAUACCAUUAUUUUGGCUUGGUUUGCAUUUAUUAAUCGUGUCUGUCUAUGUGUUUGUUGUUUUAAUUAAUCGUAGUUUGAAGCCUGUCUCUUCAAUACCUGCUUGGAAUGAUGAACCAGCCGGUAAUGAGUCUGCAGCUAGGAUAGAAGGUGAAGUUUUUUCCAUCUCCUAUCUUGAAAAUUUCAAAGCUUAUUACAACUGUAAAUAUUAAUUGAUGUUUAGGCGAAGAGUUAUGAUAAUCGCUUCUUUUACAAUAAUAGUGUACAAUAAUGGGGAUCGGGAGACGUAAACAUACUAAGAUGCAUGCGAGCGAUAUCCGGUCAACGUCUGAGACCUGAAUAAGAUGUCUCUGUCAUGCAAAAAUGUUCCUGGAAGAAGUUGCAACGUUUUUAAAAUUGACAACGUUUCGAGGAAUGUGAAAUUCUUUACAACUUAAAUGUGAAAAUGUCAAAUUCUUUACAACUUAACUCGCGCCCGGAGGUAAAUUUAGUAGAAAAUAGAAAAUGCGAGCCUCUUUGUAUUCCAUUAAUCUUAACGAUGUAUGAUUCAUGCAGAAGGUCCACAAGAAGUCAAAGGUUCCUCUGACAUUUUCGACACUCAUAGAAGUCUAUUAUACUCUAAAGAUGGCAAAGACGAAGUCAAAACGUCCGAGUUGUCAACAGCACAUCGGUAAGACACACCUUAUACACUUGAAAUGUAUUUAAAGGUUUUAGAGGGACAGCAAAUGAGAGAAAGGGGAGAAUUUUUCCCUGGUUAUUAACCUUGUUCUGGCACUCAUUCUCUACUCUGAAUGGAAAUAAUCAGUCAAUUCGUGCUUUCAUUUGUGGCAAUCGUUUACGCGCAACUGACCGAAGACAUCCGUAUAUUUGUUCCUAUACGGAUUGUGCGGAUAUACGUAGAAAUUGAAAUGUUUCUUUUCCGACAAAUACAUAAUGAAACGAUUUAGUUCGCAAGUAUCUAUACGUUAUUGAUCAAGCAUGAGGUCAAAAUGGCUGCAGCUGGAUAUUGACCGAAGUCUUUCUUAUGGACCGAAACGAAGCUGAGGUCAAUAAAAACGCAAAAGGGAUGAGGCCAAUAUUCAGCCAUCUUAACCGAACCAGCUUGGUUAAUAAACAAUUAAGUCAGUAUCAGAAAGAUAAAGCUUUAUUAAGAAUCUAGGAUGACUUAUUUCGAGAGCCGGGAGGGAAAGUCAACUGUGUUUCUAGCACAAUACAUAAAACCUUGAGAGUCGUGUAUGUUUUCUUCAUCUUGACUUUCUUCCGCCGCUCUUUGCGUCUCCAAAAAAUUUUUAUGUUGCACAUAAUCAAAGUGGUUAAUCCCGAAAGGGCAAGAUGGGUCCAUCUUUUCCACUCGGGUAGCCAAUCAGACCGCAGGUUUCGCUUCAUAUUGCCCACGCGCGCAGCGACCGAUAUGAUACAUUAAGGAUGUGUUCCUUUGGGAGAAUCCGGAUCAGGAUUUCUGAUCUAUGGCAUUUCUCACUAGCAAAUUGAUUUUGAGAUCAUUGAUCUAUCAAAUCCAAUCGGGACAAAAAUUUAUCGGAUCACUCAUCUGCGCGAUCUAAAGACGGAUCAUUAGAUUAUUGAUCCAACGCAUUCCUUUAGGUGAAGGAUCCGAAAUUAAUCAUUUUACCCAGUGGUGCUCAAUUUCAAACAAGUGGGUACCUCAUAUAUUGAACGGAAAGAUUGUUGGCAAUCGCUUCACAAAUUCUGCGAUAAACACGAAAUACACUCGAUUUUGUAAUGUUAAAUCGAUCGGCUACUGACCGCAGGCAUUCAGGGUUCCCAAGUAUCCCUAUCGUAAUCAAUAUCCACUUCUGUAUCCAUAUCGUAAUCAAUGUCUGCUUCUGUAAGUCAAUGGAAGGUCUUCCCCCAUUCCUUUGUCCAUGAGGCAGACCUGGACAAGUGGCCAACAGGCGUUCCAAACAGCUGACUGUAGGUAUUGACAUCCGAAAAUGAUAUCAAUAAUCUGAAACACUGUAGAGUGGUUUAAUACGUUCGAAAUAAUUCUCAAUGCGGACACGGCUCUGCCUCUCCCUUAUCAAAAGAAACAAUAGAAAUUCUUCAUCUUCACAACUUCUCGCUUCUUCUAAUAUUGAAUCAUCGGAAAGUACCUCUGUUAACGAAACAAAAGCUGCUCUAUCCGCGACGGCCACCUUGUCUUCGUUUUUAAAUUUAGCGCGAUUCCGCCGACGCUCUCUACAAUUUCGCGCCUGAUGUCAUGGAAACUGAUCCGAUGAACUAAAGCACCGUUCCUUUGAUGCCCGUGAUCUGUGCAAACUGGUGUGGGAGAACCUGGAUCGGGAUUUCUGAUCUGUGGCGUUCCGUUUAAGCAAAUCCAUUUUGAUAUCAGUGAUUUAUCAAAUCCACUCUGAACAAGGAUUUAUCGGAUCACCGAUCGGCGCGAUCUAAAGACGGAUCAUUGGAUCACUGAUCCAACGCGUUCCAACAGUACAAAACACAACAGCCAGAGUAUGUUAUAGAAUCAAAGUAAGAGCCCUUUCCAUGUAAUGCGAGCUGCUUACAUGAACAUUACAGAACAAAAAUAUUCACUUAUAUUGAACAGAUUUUUCAAACUCCUUAAGAAAUAGCCUAAAGAAAGUCAAUUUUUUAAUUGUGUAUUUCUUGCAAUUUCUGCAGUUUCUUAUCCUCCUUUCCUUUCCUUCCUUUCAACUCUUUUAGCCAUAUUUUCUUUUCCUUUCCCGUCUCAGUUCUGUCAUUACCACUGCUACUUGCUGAAGGCUUAGAUGGAGAGCUAAACUUGGAAUAAUCUGAUUGGUUCUGGUAGGAUGAAGUACUGUGAUAAACUGCCACACCAGUUUGGUGUUGGAAGGGUAGACCAAAAGAACGGUAAUUAGAGGUACUUGCAUUUCCUUGAGUAGCAUAACCUGGCUUUGAAAAAGCCCUUAGCUGCCUGUAAACAGGGGAACCACUUUGUCCAUAUAGAGGGAUGUUAUUAAUCCACGGCUCCAUUUUACACCUGUAUCUUCGAAUUCUAGGAAAAAGAGAACAGGCAAAAUGCAAGUUUAUAAUACAGUACACUAUUGUAUAACACCUAUAUUGAAACAAGUUUGAAUUUAAAGAUAACUUCCUCUAUAUAUGGUCUAACAGAUUGAGCUUCCAGAUAUUUUGCUCAUUACAUGCAUUUCUACUAGCCCUUCAAGGGCUCAAGGGAAUAAAAUAAUUACAUGCAUUAUCAGUAAACUAAAGAACAAGGGACAUUAACCUAUAAACAACCAGUGGUAAUGACAAUAUGAACCUUGUAGUGCCAUGUCAUCAUAAGGUUUCACCAGGAAACAAACUUACACUAGUAUUAAAGUCAGGACAUAUAUAUCUGCUAGCAAUAAAUUAUUAUAAACGAAAAAUGCCAAAAAAGAACACAUAAAACAUGUUGUAUAUACAGCAGAGUCCUGCCCAAAUUCUCCAGGAAAUCAAAACAUUUUGGUUACUGAUAUCGAAAUAUAGUAUUUAUUGAAAACAGACUCGUACGAAAGGUGGCAAAGACAACGUAAAUGUACAGCAAUGAGCAAAAGCCAGCAAAUAAAUAGCAGCAAAAUAUUAUUCUCAAGUUCGUUUUCACAAGAGUAACUGUACGAGUUCCAUCAUUCACGAAUAUUUAGAGAAGUAAAUAUGGUAGUUUGAAGGUAAAUCCAUAAAAAUAUGUGUAUUUAAGAGGCAUUUCGUCAAUUUUUUGAUGAGUUUCAGUCAAUAAAAAGAGAUAGAAAAGGAAAUUGUGACCACUUACCCACGAUGGGCUCUUGCCUCGACAAAAAUCACGAACGCGGGAAACGUCACGAAAAUUCUUUCCUUCAUAUAUGAGGUACCUACCUGUUUGAAAUUGAGCACCGCUGGGCAAAAUGAUUAUUUUCGAAUCCAUCGCCGUGAGGAACGCGUUGGAUCAGUGAUCCGAUGAAUCCUUGUCCAGAGUGCAUUUAGUAAAUUACUGAUCUCAAAAUGGAUUUGCUCGAAAGGAAAGCCUCAGAUCAGAAAUCCUGAUCCGGAUUCUACCAAAGGAACGUACCCUUAAGCUCCAUUCCUUGAAUGCACCGUGAUCUGUGUGAUCUUGCGUCACAAUUCUCAAUCCGGAUCCUCCUAAAGGAACGCACCCUAAAUCACUUUGAAACGCAAGCCUCUUUACUCACAAGUACAUAUGUUAAAUUAGUAAUUCUGUAAAUGGUUUAAAGAACAUUACAAAUCUCAAUCGAAAAGGUCCAUGAAAUUAAGGACUCAUAUUAUGUAAGCCCAGCGUGUGUAUCGUUGCGGCUUUCCAUACUUCAUGCAGUUGCAAGAAAUUAAAGUAACCGCAACCAGAAAGUUGCAUGUUGAUCGCACAAUGUUUUGCUUCCGCCGGGUGCAGUGUAUUUGCAUGUUAACCAAACUAAAAAUCGCUUUCUAACGAUGUGAUGACACCAUCAUUUUGGUUUGGUUUGCAUUUAUUAAUCUUGUCUCUAUGUAUGAUUGUUGUUUUAUCUAUUCGUAGUUUGAGCCCUGGCUAUUCAAUAUCUGCUUGGAAGGAUGAAUCAGCCGGUAAUGAGUCCGCAGCUCGGAUGCAAGGUGAAGUUUUUUCCAUCUUCUGUCUUGGAAAUUUUAAAGCUUAUCAAAACUGUAUAUUUUAAUUGAUGUUUAGGCAAAAAAUUGUGAGAAUCGCUUCUUUUACCCUGCGUGUACAAUAACGAGAUCGCGAGAAGCAAACAUACUAAGCUGCAUAGCGAGUGAUGUCCAGUCAUCGUCUGAUGUUUGAAUCAGAUGCGUGUGUCAUGCAAAUAUGUCCCUGGAUGAAGUUGCAACGUUUUUAAAAUUGACUACGUUUCGAGGAAUGUAAAAUUCUUUACAACCAACUAGAGGGACUAUACGUGUUGUGGAGGAGGUUCGGGUGAUAAGAAGCUAGAUGACUAGUAGUAUGUAGUCGAAACAUCGCGAUGCACAUCGGAGCCGACUACAUCGUUAGACAAACGAUUAUAUUUCAAUACAAAAGAAAAGGCGCGUAAUGGCUUCUUUAUUUUAUUUGGAGUUACACGCGGGUAACCCGUAAAGUCUUUCUUAACAUCAACUAAUUAAUAUCUUGUUUACGUGCAGAAAUCAGCUUUCAGGGCGUGAAAUUGCGCCUAAUACAGGCGCCAAUGCGACUAAAUUUUUCACUUUGGCGACCAAAUCCUGAAAGUUAGUCGCCAAAUUGGCGACUACAACGUUUCAUCAUAACCUUACCAAGAGAUAUAGUGAAUUAAAUAAAUUUGCAACGAUAAAUCCGCGGCAAACUUCCUCGUUUAAUUUGUUUCCAAAACGCAGCACAUGCAUCUCGAUCGAUAACUAGACGCCAUCUUGGAUUUAGAUGAGCCUGAACGUUGUAUAUCAUACAUCCUAGUGUCCACUAGCACGUUAAAGAUCUUUUCCCUAACUUAAUUUUGGAGGGUCUAUCUAGUACGCUAACAGCGUAAAGAAAGAUUUUGUUUGUCUUUGAAAAUGGCGACCAACUUUUUUUGAAUUGGCUACCACUUUGAAGAAUUUAGGAGCCAAGUGGCUAUCAGAAAAAAAAGUUAAUUUCACGCCCUGGCUUUACUUUUGUGAUCUGCCAUUCUUAAGUUUAACUCUUCUUAAAGGUCGUUCUGAGUUUCGCAGAACUUCCCACUUGCGUUACUUAAGGUUAAAAAACUGGUAUAUUUACGUUUAAGGAAAUCCACACCCAGAUACCUAAUUCCGUGUGGGAGUUAAGGCUUCCUCACGUUCCACAGCGAUUCGGGGUCACUAAUUUCCUGAAAGAAAUGAAAAAUUGCCAAAGCUGAAGUUUGGACACAUGUGCUGCGAGUUCUACUCAAUGUCCGAACUUUCGGGGUUUGUUUACAACAAAAGUCACGUGACACUACACGUGAAAUCUAAAGCCCAAAAGGUGAAUUGCAAAACAAGAUGCUGCAUAAGCUGGUGUGCUUUAUCCCUCACUAAACCCACAAAUUGCCUCCUAAAGGUGGUGAUAACACUAAGACCCACCAAAUCUACCAACCUAGCCUACGUAAUUCACCUAUGUACUUUACCUACCUAUCUUCCUAACCUACAAAAUUCACUUACAUACUUAACCUACCUACCGACCCUACUAGACUAACCUAUAUAUGUAGCCUACCAUUUAACACACCUACCUAACAUACCUACCUACCUAUCUAAUAAACUUAACCUACUUACCUAACCUGACUCAUUGAUCUGCCAACCUUAUCUACUUACCCGACCUAACUAUUUAACUUCCUCAGCUGUUCAUCUACUUUAAAAAUACCGACCUACCCAAAUUACCUAAACUACAUGAAUAAUGUUCUUAUAUACCUAACCCACUUACCUAACUUACCUAUCUUACUUUCCUAACUAAUUUACCUGCGUAACCUAUACCUGCCUUACCUAAUUAAGAACCUAUAACCUACCUCACUUACCUAGCCUGUUUACUAGUCUAACCCACUCACCAAAAUUACCAACCUAACCUACCUACCUGAACUUCCUCCCUAACCUGCUUACCUAACUUAUUUUUAUCUUACGUGUCCACUGACUUAAAUUCUUACCUAUCUUUCCACUUAUCAAUUUGUAUGUCUAUCUACGUAUCUAUUCAUUUGUCCGUCUGUAUGUCUAACUGUAUUUUAUCUGCCUAUCUGUGCAUUUUCUUGUUAAAACAUACCACUAUCGCUCUCUGUCUGUCUAUCUUUCUAUUUGUUUUUCUGUCUUCCUAUCUAUCUAUCUAUCUAUCUAUCUAUCUCUCUAUCUGCCCAUCUGUCUAUCUAUCUACUUAUCUAUUUGUCUUGCAUGCUGUCUAUCUGUCUGUCCAUUUGUCUGUCUCUCUGUCUAUCUGCUUGUCUUUUUAUGUCUGUCUAUCUGUCUGUAGAUCGACUAAGCUGGUGACUGGUGUAUGUGUUCAUGCAAUUUAGCCACUUUUCCAAGAUCACAAGGGUUUCAUGUAAAUAGUCAAUUGCCAGAAAUAAUGAUGUUAAGAUUUUACUUUUUUUCAGAUCAAGAACUUUUUCGCAGAAGGGCAAUGCCAGCAGCAGAAUAUAAAGUCACGAUUGCAGGUAUCAGGCCAUGGUUAUUAAUCAUUUCUCCAUCAAGUGUUUAAAUAAAUUAAUCUGGGAAGUAAAUCUUCAUGCUGAUUUCCUAUUGGCCUGUUUGUCUGUGUGGACGAUAAUUAGCCAAUAGCGGAAAAAGUUAUCGCAAUCAAUAAUCCAACAUCAAAGGGCCCAAUUCUUUUUAAGGUUCCAGUUUGUUCCUAUAUGUAAUCCUCUGCGCACAUUUGACAUAAAAUGAAACAAACGUUAACUCUUGCAAGGGACAGAAACAAUGUUUAAAAGUUUUUUUAUGGUAAUAGGGAGGUUGCAAUUGUAGAUUUGGCUACCAACCUGCCAAAACUACCUACCUGCUUAACCUAAAUACCUAACUAAUUUACUAGAUCUACUGAUCUGACCUACCUACCUACCGUACCUAUAUUACUAACCUACCUAACCGCUAUCUGUCUAUUUACCUAUCUGUCUAUCUAAUCUAUCUGAUCUAUUUAGCUAUCUAAUCUAACUGAUCUAGCCAGGGAUCAGUCUAGUCACCAUCGGUUUAUCUGUCACUAUAUCGGCUACGCUGAUAGCAGUGUACGUGUUCCUCUAAUUUAGGCACCUUUUCUAGUGGUAUGGGUUUUAUGUUAAUACAGCUAAUUUAGCUAGUCUAGCUAGUCUAUCUUGUCUAGCUUUUUAAUCCGACCAAAUCUAUCUAAUCUAAUCUAUCUAAUCUCUCUAAUCUGUCUCAUCUAUCUAAUCUCUUGAUAUGUCCGUCUGUACAUCUAACCAUAUUUUAUCUGUCUAUUUUCUUGUUAAUAUAGACCACUUCCGCUUGUCUGUUUUUCUUAUCCGUCUUUCUAUUUGCUGAUGUAUUUGUCUUCCUUCCUAUCUGUCUAUCUGUUUAUCUGUCUCUAUGUCGGCUAGGCUGAUGAAAGCGGUGUACGUGUUCCUCUAAUUUAGGCAUUCUUUCCAGUGGUAUGGGUUUUUUAGGUGAAAAAGACUAUGGAGCUUAACGCCGAUUUGCCAUUGGCCUUUUUUCUGUGUGAACGAGAAUAGACCAUUUUUUUUUCUUAAUGUUUUCAGAUCAACCUCUUUUUCGCAGAAGGGCAAUGUCAUCGAUAGAGGAUAAAGGCAGGAUUGCAGGUAUUAGGCCGUAAUUAAUAAUCAAUUUUUCAUUAAGUCUAUAACUUUAAGUUAAUGUGGGUAAUGGAGCUUCAUGCUGUUUUCAGAUCAACCUCUUUUUCGCAGAAGGGCAAUGUCAUCGGUAGAGGAUAAAGGCAGGAUUGCAGGUAUCAGGCCGCAAUUAAUAAUCAAUUUUUCAUUAAGUCAAUAACUUUAAGUUAAUGUGGGUAAUGGAGCUUCAUGCUGAUUUGGUGUUCGCCUUUUUGUCUGAGUGGACGAUAAUGACCCAUGCAGUAACAGAAAAAGUUAUUGCAAUCAAUAAUCUCACAUCAAGGAGCCCAAUUCUCUAGAAGGUUCCAGUUGGUUACUAGGUUUAUUUCGCCAUCCUCCUCGAACAUUCAACUUUAACAAAAACAACAAGAAGUUUACUUGAGCUUGCAGUAGAAAUUAGUCUGAUCGUCCGGAUGAGUGUAUUCCUGAGAAGGACUGUUGUUAGUAGUGGUGACUAACGUUUCGACAACCUGAGUGGAAGUCAUCAUCAGAGUUAGGUAAAUAAUUGUUGUCAGUCGAAUGUUCUAAGUUCGGUUCGUAUAAACUUAUUGGUCAGUUUCGCCCUGACGUUAUUGGCUGUAAGACCCGUGGCGUAUGUUGGUCGUGAUUGGUCUGUUUCGAUCCAUUGGUAACGUUAGGUCGUUCUGUUCGGAUCGUUUGUAAUGUUGAUGUCGCGAAUAAGUCGUUUGUAUGGUGCCAGUGGUAGUUGACACCUGUUGAGGGUUUGUUUUAGGUUAGUAAACCAGCUCUCCAGAGUCAGUCGUUGAAAGUAGUUUGUGCUGUAGGUAAGGCAUUGCGCAGAGUCCCAGUCAAUAGUGUGGUUCAUAAGUCGAUGAUGUUCAAUCGAUGAUUAUUGAUAUCACCUUUCCUCGUCACUCCCUUGUGUUCAGUUUGUCUAAUUAUGAGGUUUCUGCCAGUCUCUCUGGUGUGAGAGGCGUGGCAGUCGGAAAAAUUGAUCUCAUAAACCACUCCCUGUCUGUUCCUCAGUUCGUUCUAUUCUUGAACAUUUGUCCGUAACUGACGUUGUGUAGUGAUGGGUUUGUGGGCGAUGCGGUUAUUGAACGGUUUUAGGAUGCGCGAGAUGUUCUCAGACAUGCUCUUUAUGUACGGUGUAGUCGCUGUAGUCGUAAGAUUUUCGGUGUCGUUUGUUUCGGUAGUUGUAGUGGGUCGGUGAGUGUUUCGUCAUGAAGUCUUUGUUAUAGUUGUUCUUUGGCAAAACACGGUCAAGUUAUUUCUUUUCGUCCGAGAAGCUGCUUGUGAUACAUACUAGUUGUACUUGUCGCGUCAGAGUCUGAUAAGUCUUCAAAUCGAUCAUGUAGGUCAAAAGUGUAAACUAACCUCUGGAAUAACUCUAUUGACACAAUACGUGGAAACUUUUUUGUAACACCCACAUCACUUCUGGAGGAUUUUUAUCAAGGUGGCCAUCAAGACAUAGUGCUUAAAUAGAAUUUGUGACGGACCUGUCUUUUUCUUUUGUUACGUAGUAAUUUAAACGAGUGCAAACUUAUACUUGUUGUUACCAAUUAAUUUAGGCAGGGUCUGUUCGAUUGUUGGAGUGGCAAAAGUUUCGCACAAUUAUUAUCAUAGUCCGUAAUUCAAGUCAAGGAGAAGUAAUUUUUGGUUACUAUUCAGGGGGUGAUUAGUGUCAUCUUUGCGUCAGUGUGGGCUCUGUAUUGUACCAGCUUUUGUGAUUUUAAUCAGAAAAAAAUUAUCAAAAUAAUAUAUUGCCCCCAUUUAGUGUUCCCCAUAAAGUUUGAAUCAUCGGAGAACGAGAAACCGAGAUGGCAUAUAAAAAUUAUAUGAAUAUGCGGAUUACGCUCAUCACCAGACACUGAUCGCUAUUCUCCCUGGGAACAAUCGCAAUUGAAGUGCCAGUGAAAUUUUCCUCACGUAAGCUAGGAGUUCGACUGAAUUUAGAAACUAUGAAUUUAGUGUGGCAGCAUGUAGUCUAUUAUAGAACAAGGGGACGCAGAAGUUAUAGCCAGAGCGUAAUUGCCCCUUGCAUACACGAAAAACUAUCUCUCGAAGGAGGGUUUGUCACAAUAACUAUAAAAGAUACACAAAAGAAGAGGGAGUGCCUUAUUCCACUUCAUGCGUUCCAGCUGUCAGAGUUUUAUAGCAAUUCAAAAUUAUUCCCCGAUUUCUUGAGAAAGAGAAAUCGGAGACAGGGUAAACUUAACUGGAUCUAUUAAAGAACAAAUCAGUGAUCAGCGCGUUAAGUGUUUUAUUUCUCCCAAUAAGAAGUAGAUGAUAAUUUUCGAUGUUCAAUCGAUAAGAAAAACUAAAAAGACAGCAUCCAUGUUGGAUCUGACUCCAGCUGCCAACACUCCAUGCAUGAUGUCCUCAUCUCCCAGGUAGAACAAUGCCACCUAUGAUACAAUCAUCAAGGUUAAUAGUGUACACUGUUAUACAUUGCCAGUCUUCUUUUUCGUAGAUGUUUGAAGAGAAUUGUCAACAGUUAUUGAGAAAUUUAAAACAAGAGAUCAAAUGGAAAUUAUUUUUUAAAGGGGGACGAAUGUUUACUCAUUUCCUAUUCAAGACUUAUUUAUUUUUUAGGCUAUCACCUUUUUUUCAUAUUUAAUAUUAUUACAUGUAAUAAUGAUAAUCAUGAUAAUGAUAGUGAUAAUGAUAAUGGCAAUGGCAAUGGCAAUGGCAAUGGCAAUGGCUAUGACAAUGAUAAUGGUAAUGGUAAUGGUAAUGGUAAUGAUAAUGAUAAUGAUAAUGAUGAUGAUACUAAUGAUAAUGAUAAUGGUAAUGAUGAUGAUGAUGAUAGCAAUCGUGAUAGUGAUAGUGAUAAUGAAAAUGACAAUGGUAAUGAUGAUAAUGAUAUUGACAAAGAUAAUGAUAUUGGUAAUGAUGAUAAUAAUAAUACUAAUACCAAAAGAACAUUUUACUUAUACGUCCAGUUGUGCUUAUGCCAUAACUUACUCUUUUAUCGUCCUUUGACACAAAUGCUUCUUUGUAAGCGUCUGUUGCUUGAUCUGCGUCAUCUCGAUUGGUAAGAAGAUCACCAAUAUACAAUCUUGUCUUUCGGUGAAAACAUUUAUAGCAGAUAAGAAAAAAACAAAAAGAGAUUAAAACUGAAGCUGGGCGUUCAGAAAUCUUUUCGCUUGGGACUGUGUUCUUAUAUCCUUCUAAAUGCUGUCAGUACUGUUCAUCAUGGUUGUUUGAAACGAAGUGGUUUCAGCAAGCUGUUGUCAAAAAUUGUAAUUUUUUUUAUCAACACCAACGUGAACCACUACGAGCCUAAAAAAGGUACAGUCGAACAUAUAUUAGACGGUCACCUAAGGGAAUGGCGCGGUGACCACUUGAAACAGGUUCCACAGAUUAAGAUUAUUAUAAAAAAAACGUCAACUUAUGCCAUUAUUUACCAUUCAAUGAACAAAAACUGGCUCAAAAAUACUACUGACUUUGAUUUCGGGAGAUAAAAACUUGAAAGAUUACUCUAAGUUUUAUCGAGUGGUCCCCCUUUAAGGGUAAAAGGUGUCGGGAAUUUGAAAACGCACCGCUUAAUACAGGGUGAGCGCUUUAUAUGGUGCCGCUUAUUACAGAUUAAACGGUAAGAAGCUUGUAUGAUCGUGUUUGCUUAAAAGACAUUCUUUCAUAUUUGUGAAAAUAAGUUACUCGAGAUCCAAAAUAUUUUUUGACAAAAUGAUUUGGUUGUUGGGAAAUAAAACGCAUAAAAGUUCUAAUGUUAUUUUGAACAUAAAAUAGUUUUGAUUCGUUUGUUUUCCUUAGCAAGUGAGACCACUUUUCACAAUUGACAUUUUCAAAACUUGAACUCCAGUUGUAAAAUUUUUUAAAAUUUCUUUUUGAAAAUUCACGCUCUUUUCCCCUACACACCAUUGGCUUAUUUCAAUAAAACUCUUUAGCAAUGUUCCUACCAUAAAAUCAUCAGGAUCAGUCAUUGCCUUCUCCAGAUUACCGAGAUCCUGUUCAGAUGUGAACGGUCCAUCGCUCUCAAAUGUCAUCUUCCACUCGUUGAAGAACCGUUCAAUAUCUUUAUACUUCAUAGCUAUCAGAAAUUCGCGAAAUGCUUCCUUGGCUUCGGUUUCCAGCUCUAACCAAAAACGGAAAAAUCGUUGUCAAUAUUUUCAUUUUUACUGAGACUUGAUCUCAAAUUUUGAUGUAGAAGCCAACCAACAAAAUCCCAAUAAAGUGAUAAUCAAAGUUUGUUACUUUGUUGUACCGACUUAGGGUUACUGGCUUAAACUUCGCAGAAAAAGCAGUCUUAACUAAAUGCAUCUGAGAACAUCUUUUCUUUAAACGCAUGUUUUUGUUGAUCUGAGCAGUUUGUUUUCACUCGUUUUUGUUUCUUUUCCUCUCAGAAAGUGGAGAUGAAUCAUCAGUGACUUAAUUGAGACGUGCUCUUAGCCGAGAAUGGUCAAUAAUUUUAUUUUGUGAUCUGCAAUGUGAUCUUGAGGGCCUUUUAGCCUUUUAUUCAGACACUCGGCGGGGGGGGGAGGGAGUUAAAAUUGGUGGUUGGAUUUCUUCUCUCUUCUGGCGGCGUUAAGCUGUCAGAACAAGAAGGAAGAUAAAUCUAUUUUUAAAAGAAAAAAAGAAAGUAAAUGACCUACCUUCUUUCGACGAUAUUUUUUUGUAGUAAGUUCCUGUGUAGUAUCCAUCAUUAAAGUACUUCUUCAAAUUGGUCACGUAAUGGGGCUCACAGUGACUUUCUGCAAGUAGUUAAUGGAAAAGACUGAUUUGUCAGCGGCAAAAAUAAGGCUGUAAAUAGUACAACUUGAGUAUUUCAAACAAAUACACUGCAAAAUGACGCCAUCAGUGGUAAUAAAAUGAUAGUCAUAAUAAUAAUGAUAACGUCAGUAAAGCGAAUGAUGGUAACGAUGAUAACACAACACCUGUUUUGCAAGAUCGGCACACUAACGGCAGAAAGGAGAAGUUUUUUUGGUGAACUUUUUCAGAGAGAAAAAUGGGAAAAGCAGCUUUACUGCCAUUUUACAGUUUUUGAUUAUUUUUUGGGAUCGACAGUCCAUCAGGAACAACAAAGAUGAAAAAGCGUAGAUUUAAUAAUGCAUAAAAGUUUAAAAAUCUGCCUGUAAUUUAAUAAACAAUUUGUUCAUAAUUAUUAAUCGUUAUUAUUCUUAUUUGAAUUAUAAGUUAUGUUCUAAAAUUAUAGUCCCUAAAAAAAGGCUUCCCUGUGCAAAAACAUGACAGAGAUGUUCUGCUUUAAUUUUUACUUCCCUCACAUUGCCGUUUAUUACAAGCUUGGUAUCUUAUGAAACGUCAAAAUCUAGCUUCUACAGUGAAAUUACCGAAAAGAAGUCUGUGCUGAUGGUCAGACGAACUUCGUUGAAGUAACAUUCCUUUUAUGGGAACAAUUUUGCGCUGCUGCUCUCCAGUUAAUUUUUUAGGACAAAAAUUUAUUUAUAAUUUUAUUUACAAAAUACCCGUGUGUGAGUUAAUUCGAAAUUUUCGUUCUUUUUCGCGUUAAUCCUCUUUCCUUUCGUAAAAAUGUAGACAUCAUUUACAAUGUUUCAAUUAAUGCACCCAUCCUAAAAAAAAUAAAUUUUGCAUGCAUAGCAUGCCUAUGUUGUAUAAUGGUCUGCAAUCAUGAAAGAACGCUAUAAGAAAAUACAUGGCUUUCGUUUUAAAUUACAGGUUGCGUCAUCUUUUGGACGUCACUACUAACCUUUAGCCGUGAAUGCCAAUGACAGGACAUAAGCAUGAACAUGUUGUGUGAAUAUUUAGACCAAUUCUUUCUUUUUUUCUUCUAAUUCGGCAAACGUUUAAUCCAAUUCAGUUCUUAAAUUUCAAGAGCUGAUAUUUUUCCUUUUUGACACAACGAGUUAAAGAGUAAUGGUUAAACAUGUCAUGCCCUUCUUUGUACAAUGCAAAGGGAACACGCCAUGUUUCCUUGAUUAAUAUUUUCGGUGCCAGAACACAGCUCUUGGCAACCUUUAGUGUUUAGACACAUUGUGUAGCUGUGAGAAGUGCGUAAAUAAUGUGUACUGAUUGGAUUGGUGGUAUAAACACUAACAUUCAGAGGACAUUAAAUAAUGGAAAAUUUUAUGGUAUAACAAUAAAAAAGGUACAAAAAAUGCUAAUAAACCUUUAGUUUUUCGACCGCUUCCCAUAGGGAUUUCAAAAUACGAUAUGUAUAGUGCAUGGUGCAUUAAUAUUGUCUCUUUUAGCUUUUUUUUUUUUACAUCGUGUUCACGCGCAAGGAAUUGGCACACAACUUUCGCACCAUAAAAAAUUUCGGUGCCAGUUCAUCACUAACGUUGACAACCUUCGGUUUCAACAUACUCGGUCGAUUCAGUAAUAUGUACUUACAUUUAAGAGAAACAUUCAGCUUUAAAAUAAGAAUGCAAAAAUGAGUCAUAUUUCUGACAGAAAAAGAGCAUUGGCGAUGUUUGCAUCUCACAGCUUAACAAUAAAAAGUGGUCAAUCCGUAAGUGAGACACACUUAGUUACAGUAGGAACUUUGUUAUCCAAAAUAACGUUUAACACAGAAUUAACGUCAAUGAAGAACAUUAAAAAGACGUUUCACAAACGACUACCACUGUAAGGGAAUUGGGAGGGUUACUAACAGAGGGUAAGAAUCAGGUGCAAGAGGCAGGAUAAAUAUUCUUACAAACGAAAUGGUGAGAAUGAGAGGAGUACUGAGAAGUACUCAAGAUGAGCCGUUUUUGUGCUGCAUGAAAGAGAAGCUACAAAAAUACCUUAUUUUUCAACUGCAGUAUAUUCAGGCCUACCUUGAACUAAAAAUAAUGCCACGAGUAAAAUCAAAGACGCGGGAUUCAUUGUAGCGUUUUUCCUUUUCCUGCUCUCCAGAGGAUUAUUCUACAAGCAACUCGCGAAUCAAUGAAAUGGCUUUUAGAAAUUAUUAGCAAGUAUAAGCUUUUUGUACGCUUUGUUUAAUUUGGUUUUAAAUUACACAGCUGACCACCUGUUUGCUCUUAGCUUUUGUUACAAGCAAGAAAGAAACGACGCGUUUUACAUGAGGUCAUAACCUGCUAUAGAAACGAUUUUGAAAUGAUCUUGCUAUUCUUUCACGUCAGAGACUGCACUCGUGUUAAAAAUUAUGCUCUUGAAAAAUGAAAAAUUUUAGAGCUAAUUCUUUGUUUUUCUCAACCUGGCAAAAUGUGGCCGGUUGCCACAUUGCUGAAAUGCAUUUUAUGCUAAUCACUGUCUCUAAUCAAUUUAAAAAAGGCCCUGGUAUGUUUGCAUGAUUGAGAUCUCUUUAAUGUAUCUCCCCAUUCCUUUUUCCUGCACUGAAUCCGGAAAGUAACCAUGCUAGCUUUCGUUUUGAACUUUUUUCAUCACUAAAAUAAAAUAACUCACCUUUCAUCUGUAUCAACAAUGCAACAUCAAUAUUUAUCAUCAAGAAUGCGAUGGCAGUACCUUAUACUUUCAUCCAUGGUGAGAAGAGACGGCUAACAACAAUGUAUUUUCAGAUAAAAAUGAAGGGUGAAGAAAUUGACCUUAUUGUACAAACUUUGCUCGAAAGUUUUUUUUUGUUUCUUUACACUAUUGAGUGAAACUUCUAUGAAAUAUACAUAUUUUUUAUUAACUCAAUUUCGUUUCAAAUGACAAAAGGUUCCAACGGUAUUUCAUAAUCCCUGGCCUUAGCCGCACGCUUUAAAAUGAUCGUCGUCUUGUGAUUUCAAGUAAAUUGAAUGAAUAACUUUUAAAUUGUGACGAAAUUAUCCAGGAUUGGACUUAUUUUCCUUUACUUUUCUUGAUGAAUGGCAAAACUAAAGCCAUUGACGACGUAUUCAUACUCGUUUGCUGGCGCUUCGGACAGUUUACUAGCUAUUGAAUUGAUACUGACAUUGAAAAUCUAACAUCACAUGUGAAAGCGCCAUCAACUGACGCGUGUCACUAUUUACAAGACUUAAAAUAAUAAGAAUAACAUACCUUUGUUUUUCACUCCUUUCAUUCACGUAUCAAAUGGGAACAGACUUUUGAACCACGCCUUGUUUUAAUAGAUUCGAACAGACGUUUUAUUAAUUUGCUCACGCACACAUUUUAAACAUUUCCAUGUCUGAAGAAAAAUCAUGUAGACCGCUGAAGUAAGAUCGUCCUAUUUUUUUCUACUGAGAGAAAACGAUAAAGGUUUCUCAUUUGCUGUUAUCUCAUUUUUUGAUUGCAAUAAGAAACUUUAAUUUAUAGGAAGAAGUAUUGCGAACUUUGGGCUUGAUGGUUGAAAAAAAAAAAAGAUGUUACUUUGUUUUUCACAAGCUUGGGACAAAGUACAGCGUGCAGCGUGCAACGUGCAGCGUGUAGUGUGUAGCGUGCAGCGUGCAGCGUGUAGCGUGCAGCGUAUAACAUGCUCCAUCGGAACGCGAAAUUCAAAGGCCUAAGGGUUUGAGUCCUCGCUGGAGACUCCGACUUCGCUACCUUUUCCAGCUCGUGACAAAAUGCAAUCCGAUCGUUCUUUUUUUUUCAUUUCAGCUUCGUUUCAGUUUUGAAAAACAAAAGAGAACACUGUUAAAGACGUCUGGAAGUUUUCACUGCCACCGAAGCUAAAAACUAUACAGUCUUUCCUUAAUGAUUUUCGCUUUAUUCUUCAAGCUAUAAAAAUACCCUCCCACGUAUUAUGCCCAACUUCUUUAUGAAGUUUCCGAGGGUUUUCGUUUUAAAUGCUUAGGUAGAUUUCCACCAAACGAAGCGAAGACUCCACCAAUGUCAGCUGUUUUCGCAUCAAUUUGUAGUUUUAGCGAGGAUGUUUGUUUUGUGACGAGUAUUUCUUCAAAUCAAUAUGCUAAUGAUCUAAUUUGUUUCGACCUCAGACUUUUAAAGCGUUAAAGCGAAUUUCUUUAACAAUAUUUUCGUUUCUCUGACAGUCGAACAAAACGAGUUCAGCGUUUUUGUUCCUUGUAGUCUGAGUAGGUCUCAAAAAUUUUUGGGGAUCAAGUCUUUGAUCUUCAGUCUUCGCUCUUUGGUCUUUAAUCUUCAAUCUUUGCUUUGCAAGCUAACAAAGCAAAGACGUCAUCGUUGCCGUAAGUACACAUGUGAAAAGUUUCUUAGUCUCUUACCGUUGGCUCCAAACUAACAAAUGGUGAUUUCGAGUCAAAGCUUUUGGCCUGAGCGGGAUACUGGACUAUUGCCAACAGCGCCAUAAUUUGCCAAAAGGCCAGGUAAGAGCUUAACGGCUUUGAUUAAGUAAUAAAACAAAUUUGUACACAAAAAUGCCGCAGAAAAUAACUCAAAUGAUCAAACGUUACAUACGUAGAAGCAAAGAAAGUCUAACAAUCGAGGAAGAAAAAUCAUCAUGUUGACGACAUGAUGGAAUCGCCUUCCUUGUAAUCUAUGGCCAAAACGGCAAAAAUCAUGGUAAAAGGAUCCAUUUUGCCCUGGCCUUUAGUUUGCUAAAGAUAGUUAUUAAAAUCGCAUGUAUUUUGCAUUUCCUCCAACAAACCUUUCAUGUAGUAGCAUAUUCAUUUCUUUGCGUCCUAUGCGCAGUGUAAAGCAGGAGAAUAAGAGAAACAGCAUAAAAUUCUUCAUGAGCCAUGAGCUUAGUGUUAAUUAAAGUUGGGCCGACACCGAUACCAAAUAUGCGAUACUGGCGAUACCGAGGUCUGCACGGAAAUAUCGACAUUAGCGAAAAGUAUCGAUGCUUUCGAUACUGCACGUGACCUACCCGCGCUUUGUUCCACGCGAGCGACCACCCACUGAAGCUAGAAAGACACCGAUGUGCACCAGUCUAAGUGGCGUGUGAGCACUACAAUAGUGAAAUGAUCGACAACAGUGAGUCUCGCCAAUGAGUGCGUCCCUAAUCCCGUUUUAAUUUUUUUACUAUUUUGUUCAUGAUUCUAAAGUAUAGUGGUAAAAGCCAACCCAAAAAUCUUAAUUAUAUUUAUUGGUUGGCGUAGUAAGAUAGUUAUACUGAGAAACCCAUGUUUUUAGACGCAAUUUUACCCUAAACUGGUGCACUCGUGAGAAGUGGUCCAAGUAAGUUUUUGCGCCUUAAAAAUGCGUAAGCGACAGAGAUGUGCAAAGUACGUGUAUGUUAAUACCCUAUUUGUACUUUCCAUAAACAACUUUGACACUUCUUGUAGCCGCGAACACAAUGGAUAUUUAUAAACAUAUCACAAAGCGAAGCAAAGAAUAUAGAGCAUGCAUGAUUAAGUUCAUGCAUGGACAAGAGGGUUAAACCAUUAAAAGCCUCUCUCAAUGAAAUAUGUCUACAAGACCAGUUGCAGAACGCCUCGGAACCCAAUCUUACACUGUCACGAAACGUUCCAGUCCAUUUCUUGACCUUGUUUUCCUUCUAAAAACCCCGUCUUUGGGAAGGAGAUUUGAUUGCGUGACACGAAGGUAUUUUGUUUAUCGUGCGUUGGCCCACAAGCAGCAAUGGUGCAGUGAUGAUAAACUUUGGUUACUACAAGGAAUAUUCUAUUUGCAGAAACGUUAUUUGUAUCAUUAAGAAUAAAAGCAAAAUGUCGUUUACAUGAAUUUUUUAAUGUUUCGUAUUUUUAUGAUCAUAGUCCGGUUAAAAAAAACUCGUAUUGAAGUCACGCUCUGUCAACAUGUCAACAUUAUGAAUCUCGCAGCGGGGUUUAUCUACGUUACAUAAUUAUCAUUCCAAUUUGACGUUGAUAAGUUAAGUAAACUAAGCACCACUCGUAAAAUGAACACAUUUAAAUGAUCUUUAGCCUACCGUGAGUUAUUUGUUGUGCACCUGCAAUCAUUUGAGCGGCCAUUGAGCGCGAAUUUGUAGCUUUUAAGUCUUCUCUCCGAUUUAUUAACGUUUCGCUUUCCUAUGUGGAUCUUGUUGUUGAAUCCAUGCAAUGGAAAAUAGCUGUGGUAAGCCAGUUAGUACACUGAAUCAGCGCCUGUGCCCACGUCACACGUUCGCCAUGUUGCUCGACUUAUUUCAUUACCAGUCUCUAGCUAAUUAACACAGGAUUCCCAAGACCAAAAUGUGAAUGUCCGAGCUUUAAGUUUGGGGAUAGGUUUACUGCCGCUAACUUAAUAAGUGAUCAGGUAUAACCCUCCAAGAGUUUGCCAACUAGAAAUUGGCAAGCUUCGUGGUUGAAGUCUUCUUAUAUCACGCUGUAAUCACGUGCAUAACAAAUCUUUGAUUUUGUUUUUAAAUGUUUGGGCAUUCAGCUGCAUGGAAUGCUUUCAUUACUUGAUAAAAACUUAAUAAAGAACGGAUUUAUCAUAUUCACCACAAGAUUGAGCGGAAAUCAUAACGGUUAUUGAACUUCUUUUAAGUUAGUAGAGCAGAUUUAUUUGAAAAGAAAAUUUCUAGUCCCCGGCUUCAUAUUAAUAUAUUUGCAGAGAGUAGUUGUUUUGUCCCCGUGAAAACCAAAGCAGCCGAGUCAAUUCUCGCUUGACUGCCUCUUCAGUCAGCUCUCUGUUAUAUGAAGCAGUGCGUUUACUUAAAGUAUGAGAAUGGAUGGAGGAUUUCUCAAAAUAACGAUAACACCUCAAGUUUCCCUUUGGAUAUCUGGAGACCAAAACAACUGAUAAGGUUUACAGAGGAAAAACAUUACGUCACACGUCACAUUUUCUAAAAAUAGGGUUUGAAUGUUUGGCAAUAUUUUGGCGACUGCUUUUAUGACCUGGGGUGUAAGUGAAAAUAUUAACAGUCCAAAUGUAAAAACGCAGAGAGGGGAAAAAAUAAUAAAUAAAGAAAAAUACACCAUAGAAAUAAAAAGGGCUGCGUGGAAUAAUGAGUACGUAAGGCCGUUGAUGCUAGAGGUGCUAAUUUUACACGUUUCGAAUGUUGCUAUAUAAAGCACGUUCUUGUCACUUGCCGUUAUCUUUUGAGUUUAAAGCUACCCAUGUCCAAAGUUUCCCAAAGACACCACGCAAGCAGAUUUCGGAGUGUGAUUUUUUUUUGUGACGUACAUCUUUCAAUCGCAUUAUCUUAAUUUGAUGGCCAACAGACGCCCGCUUCAGCUCCAGUCAAUCGGGUGUAUCAUUAACAUCCGUUGUUGACCUCUUUGACGAGUGAUCUUAAUUUAUGCCAUAAGCAAAUAUUGUUUGAAGGAACGACUGAGCGAAGUGAUAUCGUGGUGUUUUUACAUCUUGGAUAUAUGUUGUGUAAGUUGCGUCCUGUGAAGCCAAUAUGGAAGGAAAUUAACUUGAGCUGAAGACAGGUAAGCACGUCUCGCAUCCUUCCCGACGAUCAAUACUGCUUUCGUUAAUAACAUCAGACUAAAUCUUCAGGCGAAUGUUGACGCUCGACUUUUGAAUCAUAAGCAAAUUAUAAGAAUAUAUAAGCUUGAGAAAACGUUAUUGUGAUAAUUUCCUCAUACAUCAUUUACACGUGUUUGAUAUUUGGAUAUCUUAAGAUUUUGGACGCUUUCUCUUCUUCCUUGAGAUAACGUUUCAUGACUUUGCUGAAGACAUACACCAUAAGCUAAUUUAUCACGGCAGCGCUUCCGCUGAUUACGAAACGAUUGGCGUGCGUUUGAUGAAGCAAAAACUUUCUGAGAGCGCCAUAUUGAAUUGCAUGUAGCACUAUGUGUACACAGGGAAAUGGUAUUCAGUUUUUACUAAAGAGAGUGCGCGCUAUCGGCUGUUAAUCGUUUAAAUCGAUAUAGCUUCCUGGUUAAAUAAUUAAUCGACGCCAUUUUGCAUUCGUUCGCACUUUUUCACUGAGUUUCUUCCUUUAGCGAUGGCGGUUAAAGUCGUUGGAUAGAUUUGUAGACGCUUUUCAAACUAAUACCUUGCAGAGAUGUACAGUAUGAAGGGAAGAAAGGAUUUCUUUAAAAGCCUGCCGUGUAUCGCGUGUUAAGUUUCUAGAAUUUAUAGAGAUGUUUCGUAGAAUUGCAAAUUUAUUCACGCACAAAGUUCGCGUGACAGAUUGAGUGACGUCACUGUUGAAAAAGCUCUCUUUAUUUUGAACCAACGGUGCAUAACUUAUAACUUCAUUACUUUCAAUGCAUUUCGUUGACGGCUUUGGUGUGAAAAGAAAGAGAGUUUUUUUUAUUACAGCACCAGGACGUGUUCAUCGCUACACCUGAUCUAUUUCUGAUUUAUUUUGCUUUCCCCCAAUAGUACGCGUGUUAAGAAUUGAAAUGCCUUUAAUGCCAAUUAUCGGCGUGACAAAUUUCUGUGUAGAUAGCAAGUCACGCCAUUCGAAACUCUAGAAAAUACGAAAAGCCCUAGCGUGACUUUAAAAGUUUCAUAGCCACGACACCGAAAGAACGUCUUCGUCAGAGGUUUAUAGAAAAGAGAGAGGAGGCUGGUCAGCUUAUUUUUAAAAAGUAAAUAAAUGAUAGAUAAAUAACUAUACCGUUAGCCGAACCGACACCGGAAAUAGGGUUGCUUACAGACGUAAUUUCUUACAGUACCGCUAUCGCUACUCCCCUGCUCGUAGCUGCUGCGACUUUCAGCUAAUCACGCUGACAAACUCUUUCCCGACGCCAAGGCAGCUCGCUGACAGGGAUAACAAACUCUUGCAAUUAGUGCUUUUCAUGACUAUCAAGCGUAGAAAAUGCUUUCAAGAUCCUGAAGAAUCCUCGAAGACCUCUAAUCUACAAGAAUAUAGCAUUUAUUACAUCGUGCCUUCAAAAAUAACGUGAUAGCGGAGCUCGCAGAGCUUAGCCCCAUAAUUAUACAAAACAGUAGUAACCCAUCAAGCCGAAAACAUUUGGAUGUACGACCGUACGACCGUUCGACCGUACGACCGUACAAGGUGCUACUUUUAACACAUGCGUGGUCAACUGUACCGCAGGCACGCACGCACGGCUUUGUCCAGUAGUUCAGUGGUCAGUGCACUGGGCUCCGAGUCGGACGACCCGGGUUCUAGUCCUGGCCGGGACAAGGCGUUGUGCCCUUGAGACGUGCGGGCUAAAUCUAUAUAUUAUACAUGUAAUACGAUUGCCUUUCUUUGCCAAGACCACUGAAGUGUGGAUGAAUCAAUAACUAGUGUCCAAACGUUCUGACAAUAACUUGCUUGGAUUCUCUAGAAUGUUUUCAACUUACUUCCAAAAUUCUUCAGUUCAAGAUCUUCAGCAUCUCUCAAAAAUCUCUUAGAGGAUCUUAUCGGGAUCUUCAUUUAUAUUUUUCUUGUCAAGAUCUUCGCGAUAAUGAUCCUGAAAAAGUUUAGACAAUAUUGUGAAUGAUAAUCUUUCUUGACUGAAAUCUCUAAGACCUCUCCGUCAGAUUGCACAUGCUUUCCUGAAACGUAACUCGAAAUAUAAGUGUUUCUACAGCUGCAGGUGACUAAUUGAAUUCUAUCAUGAUUCAAAACAAAGGUCAAUAUCGUUUGUUACUGUCUUGGCAAGAUUCUUGGCAGAUCUUUAAUGCCUCGUUGAGAAGAGAGAAGAUAAAUCGAUGACCUUUUGAAAGAUCAGUCUCAGAGGAUCUCUGAUGCACGUAAAAAUCCUCGUGAAGAAUUUCAAACGGGCUCUUCUGUAAACGAAACUUAAUUUGUAAUUCGUUAUUGUCAUUGUUAAGGCAUCUUUGCCUUUGCAUCGAAUGUAUCAGAAAAAUGAAAUUAGCAAUUUCAUAAAAAGGAAUCCUCGCUUGUGGAAAUGAAGUGAACGAAACGAAGAUCAGCCGUUCAGCUUCUUUAAUUAAACGAAGAAAGAUGCAAAUUUGAUUCGGAUUACCUAAGCUAAUGCAAAUCUCGAUGAGAUGUCCUGGUUCAAUACUCUACCUACUGAGCUGCAGGUAACUCAUUGGUGAGCUGGACCAUGGACUAAGUUCAUAUCUGACGGGCUUACUGCAUACUACAACAUUUAUCUGUUUGAGCUGAUAUAGCUGAUAUGAAAUAACUGUGUUUAUCAUAGGCAAAAGCCCUGAUCAAUUGGUAGCAAGCAUGGCUCGUUCCGCGCCAGUUGUUGAACCAUUCGCUAACAUUUCAGCGCAAGAGUUGCUGAAAAAUACCCCCGGGUUGUUCGGAUGGGUUAGAAAGGAGGAGACUGCAGGAAUACGAUCGAUGGUGAAAGCACUUGACUGUAAGUACUGGAAGUCACGAACAUUCUAAAAAGUAUAGCAAAAAAUGCAAAACAAACGAACUAACAAACAGACAAAUAAACUAAUAAUAAUAAAAUGAAAGCAUAACCUGAGAAAGUCCAAAAACUUGAAUAGAAACAUCAUAAGAAACUCUACCAUCCUUAUGAAUAAUGGCAUAAAAUACAGCGAAGAAAUGCUUGAAGAAAAAAAGUUUUCCAUCGGAUUAUGUUCUUCAUUGUAUAAUUGAGCUGAAUUAUGCACGUGUUUUGAUUGGUUCCCACUAACGAACUAAUGGAGGACAGACGCAUGGAUAAAAUUAUUGACAAUUCUUGCUUCUUUAUUAUACAAAACAGAUAGAUUUCAUAUUUCCGCGGGUUUCUUCGCUAAUAGAUCACAGAAGACGUCAAGAUGUGUCAAGAAAAUUAGUGACACACUCGGCUACGCCUCAUGUGCCACUUUUUUCGUCUUACCACAUUUUGACGCCAUCGGUGAUCUAUUACUGAACAGACGUAAUCAAUGAAUCAAUUAGUUUAUUUAUUAAGUUAGUACAUGGGAUUAGGUAGUCCUGUGUAUCCAAGCCAGGGGCUCAUGUAUAAGACGCAUGACAGUGAGCAAAAUAAAAUAAGAUAAAAGAGAGUAAACCUACAAAAAUACUACUACAAUUCAAGUAAAAAUAUCAGGCUAGAACAAAUGAAAAUUUCCAAGAAACGAAACGAAGGUCAGCCCAGCAGCAUCUUAAAAUAAAUGAAGAAAGAUGCAGGUUUGAUUCGAAUUACCUAGGCUAAUGCAAACCUGUGACAGUAAACAAGGUGAAAUAAUGUAAAAAAGAAAGUAAACCCACAAAAUUACUACUACCAUUCAAGUAAAAAUAUCAGGCUGGAACAAUUUAAAAACUUUCCAGUUAUACGGUAGUUACAUUUGCUGCAAGGUUACUUAGAAUCUAUCAGUUAAUAUAGCUACUACCACAACGAAGAAAUCAUGCAAAGAUUGUUUUACGUUUUAGGGCCCUGGCGUUAUAUGAUCCUCAGUAAAGGAUGUCUGUACUUAUUCAAACAAUCCGAUGACCAAAACUUUUGUGAGGCAGUCCCUCUCAGCAACUUCAGGUACACUAGAACCUCGAUGUAACAAACCUCUAUAUAACCAAGUUCUCGGUAUAAUUAACGAUACUCUUUAGCCCGGCCAAAAUUACAGUAAAUGUAUGGGACAGAACCUCGAUAUAACGAACGCAAUCCAGAAGCCCAAACGUAUAAUAUACCCCGAUAUAACGAACAAAUGUUAUCACGUGACAAAAGACAAAUACGAAACAGACCAACAAGAAUCAAAAUCCUUCAAUUCUGUACCAAUAGAACAACAAGUUUCCAUAAAAGUUAACAGACACAUCUAAGAAUGACACAUCUUGAGAUCCGCUUUACACUUUAGAAACACCAUAGACACAUCUAUAGACACAGACAUUAAAGCGUAAACAUAUCAAAUAGACGAACAUCGGUUUGAGAUCCUAACCCCUUUAUCCUCGAAAUUUUUUGUCUCUUUUUGAUUCUGGCUUGCGCCUCGUAAAAGAGAUAUUUGUCCUCGGUGUUUUUGAUCAAAAACUUGUUAAUUUCACGCAACCGCUCGGAGAAAAGGUAAAAAUGACGAGGGAAAAACUUUACCUUCAAGUUAGAAAAUUGCGAAACAGAAACCUAUUACAGUUUAAUAUUUCAGAGGUACAUUGAGUGCUUUUUCCGUAGAGAAUUCGAUGGUAAAACAGACAUUAAUUUGAGUGGGGCGUUGAAAAUACAUUACUAUUUAUAUUUAUGGUUAUAUAUUUACGGUAAUCGUUUCCAUCCUAAAAUGCUGGGUAGCACGUUGUCACACCAAAAAAAACAACAACAGCAACAACAACAAAAAACAAACAAAAACAAGACAAAACAAAACAACAACUAUUAACCAUCCCUCGAUAUAACAAAACAUUUUGGUUGUUUUUCCGCAAAUUCGUUAAAUCGAGCUUUUCGAUAUAACGAACCUUCAAUAUAACGAACCAAUUUUCCCAGUUCCUUAGCACUUCGUUUAAUAGAGGUUCCACUGUACCUAUUUGAGAAUUUAAUGACGUAGGGGUUAAGAGUAAAGUUGGGUAUUUCCACUGCUUGAGGUUCGGAAAAAGUCAACUGUCUUUAUAUUCUUUCAGAGUGUGUAAUGCUCCUGAGAAAUCUAAGUACCCGUGGGUUUUCAAACUGAUUCAUACUAAGUCAUGUGACGUCAAGACGUUAGUGUUUGCUGUAGACACAGAUUUUGAUUUAAAGGCAAGUAUUUAAUAUGUUGCCAUUACAACUGCCUAAACACGUGGCAAAUUGAAACACUCAAACAUGUUUCUAGCGAGAUGUAAUUUUAUGCCACAAAAUUACCAUUGAGCGGCUGGAAUUGCGAUAAACUUACAAAGAAACAAAACAACUUAGUAAUGAGACGUUGCCGCAACGCAAUGGAGACCUGGAAAAGUCAAGCAGGCAAGAAUUUUCACAGCUGUAGAAUAUUAAAAAAGUAGCUUGAAACCACAAAUUUGAGGAAUACAAUGCGAUGCAAUCAAAAGCCAACCCCACACAUUCCGGCCCGUUUCAGACUCCAGAUUACUUAUCAUAUGUUAAAAUUUGAAAUUUCAAUUCGAAUUUAUUAAAACUACGAUAGCUCAUUUAGACAUCAAACUUAAUUAGCCCUCCGUAACACUGCCUGUAUGCCUAGAGGAAUAAAUUGGUUGAUGUAAUUCAAAUUAGCUUUGGAAAUAACUGUUUCCUUCUUAUGAAUGAAAGUUCAAACUGUUUGAUUUUUGACAGAAAUGGCAAGACGCUAUAGCAAGAGACAUGGAAAAAUAUUGCGGUGAUUCAUCGUGGUAGGUGACGAAGGCGACAUUGAAGUAAAAGAGUAAAAUGCUUCAGUUGUGUAGGUUAAGUUAUUAGGAAUUGACAAUAAAUGAACGAUGCACUAUCGAGUGCUAGAGAUCUAAAAAAACCUAUUUCAAAAUAAACUAUUCAAACAUGAUAUAUUUUUUCUUUAUAUUCUGCAUCGCGCUGCCUCAAAUGUUCCUUGAUAAAUCAGCUGUAAGAGAAGGGAGACGAUAAGGGUUUGCAAAGCUGUGAUAUUGUUGAAAUGUAUACUGCUUUACAGGGCAGACGACGCUGACGGAUACUGUUCUAUCGACGAUGACGUACCAUCCAAACCACCGAGUCGUGUCCAAACAUUCCAACUAAGAGAAAGACCGCCUGCACCUCUUCCGGAUACUAGACGACGUCAUUCUUGUUCAUUUACCUCUACUGAUCUACGGCAAAAGCCAUUGCCUUCCCUUCCUGAUAUAUCGCAAAAGCCAUUGCCUCCCCCUCCAGGACACGAGAAACCAGAACCUGCAAGAAAACCACCUCCUAAUCUGAAGCCCGCAAUACUGUCUCGCCCACCUGCGAGGGCUACACAAUCAAGCCCAGUAACAAUGGGGAGAUUUCCAGGACGUUCAUCAGAUUCAUCUGGUCUCAAUCCUCAGGGAUAUGAGGACGUAAUUAAUCAACUUCAAAAAGCCAAAGUAAAUCCUACUGAUAUGAGAGGUAACAUGUUCUUUAUUACGUUGAAAGAAAAAGGCGGACUGGAAAUUCGAAAGCAGUCUCUUUAACUCAAGCAUUUUGAAUGUAAUUACGGCUGAGCAUUAGUUUUUUGGAGAUCGGAGGUAAAAGAGGCUGCUUCAUCUUUUUUCAUGUGGAAAAGCUUACACUUUCCAAGCCAGUCAUUUGCAUCGCCCAUCUUUUGCCAUCCCCUUUUUUUUGGCAUAUUUUUCUCAUGAAUCUAAAUUUGGUAACCUUCUAUGACUUGGAGGAAGGCUAUUUUUUUACUUAGUUUCCGCGCGUGUUUUUGUUUGAUCCUUUUGGUGAAAGUACUUUUCAGUGUUGUUCUAGAUGUUACUCAGUGUGUUAUGGCCAUAAGGGAGAAUACAGUCUUUUUUUGUAAUUAUGCACCUAAGUAAAAUUAAGUGUAUGUUAAUUUUGUUACCGUUGCUGCGUACGCAGCGUCAAAAUAGUUUUCACUGAUUCUUAAAAAAUUAUGCUUUUCAGGCUCUGCGUCCACUUUACCACCCCCUCCUAAAGCUGGCCCAGCAGCUCUUCGCAAACCAAUAAAGCUCGGAAGGUAAGCAAAUGCAAAAAGAGAUAUCCAGGGUAAACUUCCUCAUCGAUGAUAUGUGCAUUGAUAGUGUCUUUGUCUGUAACAGAGGUGACCCUGAUGGACAGAGCUUUAAAGUCAAACACAAGGAGGUGAGUUUCCAAAAUGUUAUUUUGUUUUUUAGAUAGAUAGAUAAUUUAAAAGGAAUAACUCACAGCCAAAGGCUGAAUUGAAUAAUUAUUUACAAUAUAAACAUAGUACAAUUAAAACUAGGGCUAUUUACAAAGGGUCUCUAUAUAACUGCAGUGCUCCGUACAAAUUACUGGCUACGAAACAUUGCUAUUUACUCGUUGGCACCUGGCCGGGAUGAAUGAGUUUUUGAAACGGUUAGUGUGAAAUUGUGGCGGAUUGAAAGUUUUUUUGCUUCUCAAGCUAUAUGAGCCUUGUUGACGUGGGGGGAGUAGAUGUGCGAGACUGAGAUCGUUCGAUUUGGUGAUGCCACCAAAUAGCUUAGAGCAGUCAUCAUCGCGUCUUUGGCGUAGGGUACAGAGUCCAUAGCUAUCUAGGGAUUGUUUAUACGAUUGAGAAGGCGCGAUUAUUGACAUGGCUCUUUUCUGGACAUGCUCGAGGUCUUCAUUAAGGUACUCAGGAAGGCUAUGGUGGAAAGUAGGUGUACAGUAUUCUAAUACCGAUCUUAUAAACUGUACAAUAGAAUUGUAUAAGAUAGGUUUGUUUUUCCUUAGGCACUCUGGACGAGCUGUUUGAUUGAAAAAGUUAAAGAAAGCGCAUACUUGUAAAGAUGAGAAAUGAGCACGAUUUAGCUUGUGUUUAAUUCAAUGCUAUGUUUUGCGCCGCGAACCUAGAAUGCUCCCUAGUGCCAUGAAUCAAAAUCUACUUUUUUAACUGCACAACGUGCAAAAGGUUUAUAUCAUUUUGAAGUUAGACUUGAUUUACAUCACAAACAACGCAUUAGAACUGAGCUUCUUAUAGUUUAACGGUAGUCGUCUCACUAGGUCUCAUUUCCACCAUUGUUGAAGAGUGGAAUUCUCGCAUUACUACUAAUAUCUAAUAAAUACUACUGUAUCUAAUAAACAGUCCACAUAUUUGGCUAAAGGUUUAGCUCAUGAUGAACUUCGAAGAACAACCUGAAUAACCAACUUGUAUAGGGAAGGUAUUCAUUUUAUUAACCACACCCUUUGAGGAUGUGAAACCUCACUGAAGCGAAAAACCUCUCCCAGAGGGUAUGCAAUAGAUUCCCACUUCAUGAAUCGUUUUAAGGAUAAAGCUUUAUUUUCCUUACGACUUUUCUGUUGCCUAUUUUCUCUCCUCAUUUGAAGGGAGUCCUUCCGUCUUCAGCAUUGCUACUUGACUUAGACAAGACGGAGGUCAAUUCGUGAGUAAAAUUCGCUUCUCUUUUUUUUCAUGAUGAGGUUCAAAUGUUUGAGAACUGCUGGCGAUGAUGAUCUGAAUUCACUUACAAGUAGCUUUCCUUCUUUUUUUCUUGCUCUUGCCGUAGCCUUCUUGAGAACAAAUAUGGCGUUUAUAUUGUGCGUAAUAGCCAAACUGCACAGUCAAAGAUGGUAAGAACAUACAUAAUUAUUUAAUCUUUGUUUUAGCCUACGUGUAGCCGCACCCUCCCCCCGUAAGGUGAGGCGGAGACGGGGGUGGGGAGGGGGGUAGGGAGUGGGGUGGUCCCAAGCCUUAAACGUGAUUCACUUUGAAACUUUAUUGGGAAAGAUCAGCUUUGGCUGAGUGUCUCAUAAUUUAAGAUAAUGAAAAGCAACAAACCCUCAUACUGGAAACAUUGCCCAUGUUGAUAAUAAUAGGCCAGUUUUCAGAUUAGUGAGGUUCAAUUUGAGGGGACGUUUUGUAACUUACGGACUCACGUGAUGUUGGUUACCUUCCUGUCCUUCGUACAUACUGCCCGUUGUUACCAGAGCCACGUAUUCUAGUGGCUAACAUUCUUAGUAAACUGAUGGUUUCAUACCUUGUAUUGACUGACCGUUCUAAAAGUAGUUAAAUAUUGUUUUUUUUGAAAAUCAAUUUGACUUAAAUGUUCCGGUUUUUUGCAAGUCACAGCGGAAAAACUGAACUCGGAAACGCGGGGGGACAAUGGGGCUGAGUUCAAUAGGAGAAUUAAACCUGGGUCUAUCAGAUUACCACCUUUCCAAACCACUUAUUACGCAAACCACUACCUCUUAUGAAAAGCCUCACCACAUACGGAUGUUGUUACACAACUCCUCAGGUCAGCCGGCCAUGUUGCCAAAAUUAUACGUGGAAAAGACCUUGUAUAGAAUACAUGACACAUUAAGCUAAAAAUUAAACAAAAUAAAAUAGGCACUCUAAGAAAACGUUCCUCAUAUGCAGUUAUUUCUUUUGUGCAGGCGUUGUCGGUGUGUACUGGUGACCGAAUUCGUCAUUAUGUGAUAUUCCAUGAUCAGGUAUGAGAAAGCAACUGAGGAAAUCUUAGAGUUACAUCGUUUUUCUCUUCCAUUCACAAAAUCGUAAAACUUGUCGCUUCUCGUCCACAGAAUCAAGGGUACGCUCUGCAACCUGAAGGGCCAAGAUUUGAUAAACUAGAGGAAAUGAUAGAGCAUUACCACGACUUCAACCUGCCUAAGUGUGACUCAAAACUCACGAGGCCCUUUCGAUCAUGAUCAAUGCACACGACGCGACGGGAGAAGAAUUUUCAAAAUGAAAAAAGAAAACUUACAAGUAAAUCGAGUGCUUGUUAGGAUUGCAAGCAAUGGCAAUUCUCGUUUGUGCACUUCUCUUGUAAGAAGGAAGACUGAAGGCGCAGCGCAGCCUUCGAAAUAUUUACUUUAUUGCUGUAACUCGCUUUCUUAUCCAGGUCUUUCAUAAUUAUGGACCUGCUCCCCUGUCCACGGAGUGGACGACCAAUUAAGUAGACCACAAUAGAGGAGCAUACAGAAAGCCCGUACGCGUGUAGGUUUAGAUUUUUUCAGAAAUAUGAUAUAACUGUGAAGCAAUAUUAAUUCAACUCGAGAAAUUUUCAUUAUCAAGUUUACUAUGUCGUCCGUUCGUUGAGGAACCCUUAUCCGGGGCACUAAGUGUUCAGAUGAGAGUGUCCGCUCAAAGGGCGUUCCCCAUGGGAAGUUCGCAUUAUGGGAGUUGCGUUAAGAGCACCCACCUCCACCGCUGUUUUUCGAGUUUAGUUCCUUGGACUUGGCGGCAUCUUGCACAUCAGAAUGGACCACAGCGUAAAUUAAUUCUCAAUUUAAUUUCUUCAUGCGUUUCUUUUCUCCAUCACACGAUGGCCCCCCUAAAUUUGACUACGUGACUACGGAAAACAAAUUUUUGCACUCAAUGUAUGAUAACGGACCGUACGAAAUUUUCAAAUAAUAUAUUUUCAAUACCG
Messenger RNA from Pocillopora meandrina, 78698 nucleotides. Lineage: Eukaryota; Metazoa; Cnidaria; Anthozoa; Scleractinia; Pocilloporidae. The record is from the annotation of a GenBank genome assembly.